GAUUACCCAGCGGGCCCUUGUGCGGCGCAGGCGCACCGAGGAGGCAGCUCAGGAAGAGGAAAAUGGAAUAAACAACCCCGCCGCCGGACCAUCAAUCAGCCUGGCCGAGGGCCCAGCUUCCCGCGUCCGCCGCGGGCCCAUCCCUCGCCUCGGACUCCUCGGCGGGCUCGCCCGACCCACUUGAGAGAAGCGCCCGCGGCCCUCUCGGCGCGCCCUUGCCCGCCUGCGACGCUCCCCCGCCGACGCCGGAACUCGGGGCUGUGACAGCGGCGACCGGACCCGGGCUGCCGCCGCCGCCCGCCUCUCCCCCGAUGGUGCUGCGGCCGGCAGCGGCGGUGCCUCCGGAGGCGGCCUCGGCCCUGCCCGCGCUGCUGUAGCGGCCGCCAUGAACAGCGGCGGGAUCCCUUGCUCCUCCCCGGUGGUGGCGGCUGCCGCGGCGGCGGUGGCGGCUGCGGCGGUGGGGCCGCCCCCCGGGCCGGCGGCCGCGGCGGCUCCCGUCGGGGUGAAGCUGAAGUUCUGCCGCUACUACGCGAAGGACAAGACGUGCUUCUACGGCGAGGAGUGCCAGUUCCUGCACGAGGAGCCCGGCGGAGCUUCGGCCGCCUGCCCUGGGCCUCCGCCCCCUGUGGCCCUCGGCGGGCUCCCGCUCGGGCUCCCUCCGGGCCCCGCUGCCCCGGCCGUGGCCGCCUCGCCCGGGCACGUCGGCGGCUACUCCGGGCAUGGGGCAGCGGCGCCCGUGGCGGGGCCUAAGAAACCCCCCGAGCUCUUGGGAGGAGGCGCAGGAUGCGGCCACGGCGGAGCAGGCGGCGGAGCGGGGCUGGACGGGCCCCGGCUGGCCAGUGAGUGCGGGGCGACGGGGAGCAUCGAGGCGGGGAGGGAGGGAGGGAGGGACCGGGAAAGGCUCCAGGUGAGUCUCUGGCCCCAGGCCCAGGCCCCACGGCCUUCCCACCGAGGAGCCAGGGCUGUGUCAGUCGAGAUGCUCGGGAAGAGGUGGGCGUUAGGAGGGUGGCUCACCGAGGCCGUUUCCCUGCUUCCCCUGAGGGAUUGGAAACCUUCGACGUGUGAGGCAAAAUGUGUUGAAAACGGGAGAGGGCGAAGCUCUUUAAUGCUGCUCCUUCGCCCGCAUGGCAGGUAGAGUAAGGGAGGGUCGCGUGAAUCCUGAUAACAAAUAAUGUGCACAAACAUACACACACACAGAUUCUUGGAAAAAAGUGGCAAAAAGAGGUGUGGUGAGAUAUAUAUAUAAUGGUAAGGAGAUUGGAACUAAGUAUGUUGGUGGGGUGUAUGAUAGAACGACUUAAAAAUAAAACCAACUGCUAAGGAGGAUAAACAGUAAAGCAGUUGUGGGAGACACAAUUUCUUGCCCGUUCAGAAAAUCCAGACAGGAUUGAUAGCUUAGUGCAGCAUCCAUAUGCUCAGAAUCCACCAAGUGUAUCCUGGGUUUGGGUUAGUAAUCCUGGUCUGUCAGUUUUCCCCUGCUUCUAUAAUGUGCUUUUCUUUGUGCUGCAAUGGAGUGGAGUACUGAUUGAGAAUAUAAGUUGUGAGAACUUGACCUGGCUCCCCCGCCACACUCAAAAGCACCGCUAGCUCCUUCUGCAAGUGUUCCAGAUGUGAUGAAACAAACAUUGUCGUAACACCUCAAGUUAUUUGAUGGGAAGAUGCUGCUAAUCAGUCAGCACUAUGUAAAAAUGAAUCAACAGAGCUUGUUGGGAGAUAUUUUGAAGUGUGGCUUGACGACUUGUCAUGCUCUUCCUGUCAACAAAGCUGUAGGUUUCUGUGCUCGCUUCGUGUCAACUUGUGCUUACAGCUCUAGAUUUGAUCAAAUGUUUUAAUGUGAACUCUCAAUCACCUGCAGACUGUUAGAAGAAAUGAAUAAAAGGUAAAUAAAAAUGUUCUGGUUCAAAUUUUCAGAGGAAUAAAUAAAAACAAGAGUUCUGUAGUACCCAUUUUCUCAUGCACACAUUAAACAAAAAGCAGCUGGUACAAAUUUCCCUUUUUGGUAGAAUGUUCAAGAUGAAACAUUCCUAAGGAAAGAAUCUCUGCAAAUAUUUGACUGUCACUAGCAGUGUACCUGUCUAAUUCAAGCAGGGUAGACUGCAGGUAUGACCUGCAGUUACUUACAAUUGCUAGAAUGGUUGCUUAUUUUUAAAAUGGGUAGUUUUACAUGGAUGUUUUUCCCACCGAAAAGUGGCUUUGUGUAUUCAUUUUGCAGUGGAAGCCCACAGAGAACUUAGGUUUGUGAAUCAGUCCAGUACUUGUAUGAUCUAGAGCAGGCUUCCUCAACCUCAGCCCUCCAGAUGUUUUUGGCCUACAACUCCCAUGAUCCCUAGCUAGCAGGACCAGUGGUCAGGGAUGAUUGGAAUUGUAGUCUCAAAACAUCUGGAGGGCCGAGGUUGAGGAAGCUUGAUCUAGAGAGCUGGUGUAGAGACUGAGCUAUGAAGUUCAUGGUUUGAGUGUUGCCUUUGCCAUUGAACUCACCAGGUGGCCUUAAGCAAGCCACUCAGCCUCAGUUGUCUCACCAGCAAUAUGUAUGGUAAUACUGAUCUACCUUACAAAGUUGUAGUAAGGAUAACAACUAAGAUAAUGCAAGUGACUAAUUCUGAACAUUUUAAAAAUGAUGAUUUUUCUUGGGUUGCUGGAAAUGGGAUAGUAGUAUGGCUGCUAAACUGACUUUGAACUCCUUUUUUAGGGUUUGAAUACUGAUUGAUUGCUGCCUUGAGGGGAUUGCAGAAUGGGAUUGUGUUGUGGAAACUGUAGUCAUGUGAAUUGCACCAUUCAUGCGUUCUAGUCUGCUGCCCCAUUUUAUCCCAUAGUUACAUAUUAGAUUCUGCUGACUUGUUUGUGUUACUUCAUCUAAAUAAUAAAGUUUCUAGUUUGCACUCAUCAGGUGUCUUCAUGGUGAUACUCUGCAAAUUGGAUGCAAAAGUGUUUAUCUUAAUUGGACAUAAGCCACACAGUAAGAGAGUUACAAUUUAAGAAAAAUUAGUUGCAUUUUAUUGUAUUGGUUUUUAGUAAGCUAAAGCCAGAGGUUUCCAAUAAUCUACAGAUCUGCUGUCCUAGAGGAAGUUUGGAUGGGGCAGAGGUAUCUUUGGUGACCUCCUCCAGCAAUUAGUACUCUGUUGCACCCACCCAAAUGGAGGUAGUCAGUAGAAACCUGUGAAAUCUGGUAUUUGGGGGGAUAGGCAGGGCUAAGCCACCACAGGAUCUACUGGAUCCUAAGCCAGGCCUGCUGCUGUCAUCUGAUGGCAAUGGGCUUGAUCCAAGCUGCUUCACUGUAGCAGCCUGGAAGCUGCACAACAAAGAGGCAUUUCCAUUUGCACCAUUAAGCCAUGCUAAUGUCAGCCAGGGGUCUGGAUUACAGCCUUAGGUAGGCCACAUGAGCCUAGAAACAAGAAAGCUUGCCAUCUUUUUGUCGUGCAUAGAUAAAGCACAUGACAGCAAUUGGCCAUGUGUUGUGCUGUUGCAAACAAGCCUCUGACCACUAAAGAGAAGCUAUUGCUUUCUAUAUGUUAUAGCCUAUGCCAUGUGAUUCAAAUGCUCUGUGCAGAUUACAUUUCACAUCCGUAAUUGUGUGCUGAAUUCCUACAAAAUUUGCAGCAGCAGUUGUUACUGCAUUACACUGUCUUUUCAGAGAUGCUGAGUUGUCUUGUGCUCAAAAGAGGUCUUGUGCCAAUCAGUUUUUUAGAACAACAACAAAAAAAGCAGUGCUUGAACUUUGGAGCUGAAUUAAGAAAAUAUUAAUAUUAAACAGUGCUCUGAUGCACCUAAAAAUAAUAGUACAAUACCUGGAUCUGGAAUGAAAUUAAUUCUAGCUUUUUAUGUUUAUAUUAUUCAGUACAAUUAUUCAAAUUAAAUGGAUGAUUUCAGAAGACUCAUCUGUGUAUUUAUAGACCAACACCUAUUAAAAUAGUUGCCAAGGGAGAAAUAACCUGAUUUUUUUUUGCAUGCCACCUAAAAAGCAGCUGUUCUGUAUCAUACCAGUUUGUUUAUGAUUUAGUGUCUUUAAGGUUAGUUUUAAUGUAUAUAACAUUUUUAAAAAAUCAACAUGGUUAAUGCUGAAAUAAUAAAAGUUUCUGUUGCUCAAGUGCAGACUGGACAUUAAUAUCUGUUUAAUGAGGUUCACUGAGACCUAAUCUUAUGUACUGUAGAUUCCAGUAUAUAAGACGACUUUUUAAUCCCGGAAAAGAGGUUAAAAGGUCGGGGGUCGUCUUAUACGCCGGGUAUGGGCGGCGGGCUCCACUCCGGGAGAAAGCUUUUUCCCGGAGCGGAGCCCACCGCCCACUGCUGCUGCCCAGCGUAUAAGACUGGGCUUAUAAGACGAACCCCCAAAUUGCAGCUGCCAAUUCGGGGGGUCGUCUAAUACGCCCAGUCACCUAAUACUCCAGAAUCUAUGGUAGCAUGUUUGAAGUAAUUUUUUGGAAGGUGUAACAUUUGAUACUGAGUGCUUUUAAUUACUGAAUCUAAUAUAAUGCUUAUAUAUUAGACUAGAUUGGUACAAAGGAAAAACAAGGAAGCAGGACACAUUCAUUAAAAGUAAUUUUAAAAUGGACUAAUUUUUGUUGCUUUAUGAAAACAAGUUUUAUUGCAGCUGCAAGGUAUUCAAUCAUUUUGAUUACUCUGGUGCAGUUUGAGAAUAUGUUCAAGAUUGCAACCGUAUGUGCAGUUACACUGGAGUAAGUCACAUUGAAAGUUUGGGUCUUCUGUAUAAACGCACAUAUGAUUGUACAGUUUUUGUACUUCUGAUAGAGGUACCAUACCAAGUAUGUGUGACUGUUCAAGUGUGAUUACUUUAGUGAUUGAUGUAUAGUUUCUGUAUAAGUACAGUUUGCUACAUAUUUGGUCACUUGGCCUAAAUACAAGAAAAUAUUGAAUAGUAAGUUGUGAACCGCUCUUGAUCUUCAGAUGAAUGGCAGUAUACAAAUUUAAUAAAUAAUAAUAAAUAAUACAAUGAUGAAUGAAAAAUAUGAUAAUUUAAAUUACUCUAAAUGCUGUAUGAUUUAUUUAAUGGAUAGCAAUGCUAGUGACUAUAGAUUGUAGGUACCCCUGAGUUUUCAGAGUGGGAGGUCUUAUAGUUUGAAUGUAUAUGAAGAUUUGCAUUAAGAGAAAAUCAGUAUUAAUGUAGAGAAAUAAAUAGAAACUGCCUGGUUUUGUUGGGGAAAUGGGGAGGAGCAGAAGAAGGGAUGAUAGAAUUAAAACUGGUAGGCAGAUGGUAGUGUUUUCAGCUGUAUUAACUACUAGAGUAGAUGAGUAGACUUCCUCUGUGAAGACAAUAAUAAUACUUUAGACAGGUUAGUUCAAAUUUUUCAUGGGGCUGACUAAGAUAUCUGAUUGCAAAAGAUAAUUGGAGACUUUAAAGGUUUCUGGGAACAGGAGAUAAUUUAAACCGGCUAGAGAGGUAAAUAUUGUGUUUUUACUUCAGUACCAGUAAGAGAGAGAGCGCACACCUGUUAAAAUACUAGGGCAUUGACUGGAUAAAGCACUGCAAGAAGUAGAGUACUUAUUACUCAUCCUGCAUGGAUGAGUAUUUGGGUCAGUCCAGCUUAUGUGUUUCACUUUCUACUAAAAUUGGUAAGGAGUUAACAGCCACAUCAUUUGUACUCAUUUAUAUGCAGUUAAUUUAAAGCAUCCUAUACCUCUCUUUGUACAGAUGUGAGAAUAAUACAGUAAAUUGAUCUAACUGCUUUUAUGUUUCUGGCAUUUUCCAGCUGGAAUUCUUGAGAACUACUGUGACCUAGUUGCUGCUAAGUGGGUCUCUCCCCUACCCCCCAACGAACUGAACAGAAGCAUAUAGAUAUGGAACAUAUCUCCAGUGUAUGGUGCAGAAUGACUGCUGCAGCACCGUAUCAUUUAGUUUACCUAUCCAUAAAAAAAUCAAUUCGUAACAUAUUUAUGUGUUAUAUAGAAUCAAAUUUAUCUGUACAGUAGAACCUCGACUUACCACCGCCCCUACUCGCGAACAAUUUGACUCGCGACCGUGGCAAACCCGGAAGUAAAUACCGGGUUUGCUGUGAUUCGUGCGUGUGCAGAAGCGGCUUCUGCCAUCUACACAUGCACAGAACGGCGCUGCCGCCAAAUGCGCACAUGCAGAACGGUGCUUCUAUCAGCGACCCAAAUCGACUCACAAACGGACCUCCGGAAUGGAUUCCAUACGUGAGUAGAGGUUCCACUGUAUUAUAUUUGAAGCCUCACUGUUAGCUCCCUACAGCAGUGGUUCACAAACCCCCAACGCCUCAACCACUUAAACAUGGUCAAGGGUGGUCUUGUACUGCUUUUUCUGCUUGUUAUUUAGCAAUUGUAAUGUGCUGUUCUAGACACUGAAGUUGCUGCCUUGGGCCACCUGAAUGAAGCUUACUGACUGUUCAUCUGUGUGCCACAGUUUAGAAACCCCUACCCUACAGUUACUAAGUAAUGCUGGUUUUGGGAGAGGCUCACGCUGCAGUUGUGUAAUACUUCCGAGUACAUGUGCAUUGGACUGAACACUUUACACCUUUAGAUGAAUUCCUUGCACUGCCUUGUCUGUGUUUUACUGGCAAGUAGGCCUUCCAUGGGACUUUCAGAUAUAAGCGGGCCAAUAAUUGCUGUCACAGAUAUUUAGCCCUGAUGCAUAUAUACAGGCAACCCUCCCCCACUUAAGUGGGGGUUAAGUUCCAGGCCCCAACGCGCAAAAGGGAAAAUCACGUAAAUGGGGAGCACCCUCUGAAAAGACUAUAAGCACCAGUUUUUCCCUACUGUACAGCUCUCUCCAAUCCAAUCCUCUGGGGGGAGGCUGGAGGACGUGCAAAAAAGUGGCUGUGGAUGUUGUUGCACUACCCAUGCAUCAGCUGUUAGGCAGGGAGGCUAAGCAGCCAAAAUAAAGCCCCACUGUGCCUCUGAUCUCUUCGGGGCUGCCUCCAACCUCACUGACGCCCUCUUUGGACGUCCUCAUGAGCCAAGAGGGCUCUCCAGCUCUUUCCUGGUACUACUCUAUUUAUUUCCCAAUGCCGUGCGUAUAAGCAGUUGCAUGCGAGUGAUCCUGCAUAAGUGUGGGGAUGCCUGUAUUUCAACUCAUGACACUUUUUGAGAAAGUGGCUUAUUUGUAUCCCUUAGUGUUCUUUGCCUUCAGUAUAAUUUUAUUUAGUGUGAAACCUUCCCAGUAGCCAGGAAUGAUUUAAUUUUGACUUUCAAAGCACUUCUUAGAGUGUUAAAGGAGAAAAAUGAAAGAUUUCUUCUGUACAGUUGGUGGGUUACUGUGACACAGAACCUGGUUAUGGAGUGAGUAAAAAUUGGUGAUGUAAUGGAAGAGCAUGCAGCUCUGGUACUCUUCUCAGAACAGGAAUAAUGAUGUCAUCUGCUGGAGUGCCAGGGUCAUUAAGGGGCGUUCCUUGCUUUGGCAAGUGAAGGAGAUUGUAAUGGGUCUAGGAAUUUUGUGACAUUUGUCCGGAUGUAGUUCGAGAAUGAGGGAAAUAAUCAUAGGCUGCUUACUACUUUCUUUGAUAGGAUUCAUGCUUCACACCAGUAAUUUAAAUGACAAUGCUUCUUUGCAAAAUAGUCUUCAUUUCUAAUUAAAAAUUAAAGGUUGCAUUUCAGCUAGUGGAAUAUUUUAUGUUAAAGUUAAAUUGUUUAACAUGUUGACUCUAUGCAGUUAGAAAGAAGCAUUGCUGAGUUACAUAGUUUACUUUAGUUCCCAGGAAACUAGGUGCGUAAUAUAAUGUAGUGGUCAGUGAGCUUUAUUCAGAUUAUCUGGGGUGUGUAACAUUACAGUUAAAAAUUCAAGCAUCUAGCACGGUGCAUUACAGUUGCUAAAAUAGGCAGAAAACCUUUAAGUGAUCCUCCAAGACCAUCACCAAUUUUCAAGAAGCCUAUGUGGGAGUGGAAUUUGGGAACCAGUUUAAUAACGGCACAACACAGCUUCCUGUGCUCUUUGGACUCUCCUUGGGAGUGCGACUAUGGGGCUAGCCAUAAUGAGGUCCUGAACUUCAAAAUUUACCCCCACUCUCCUGUCUGAGAUAGAUGUUCUAGUGGUGAAUGCAUAGUUGUCUAAGAGACAGAGGAGGAUAUGAAAAGAAGCAGAAAAGAAGGUAUGUGCAUGUGCAUGUACAUACAUUAUUGUAAAAAAAAAAAAAUAGAAAUGAAUUCCAUCUUACAUUUGUCCCAAGACUGAAAUAGCUCAAGACCGCUGGCUUAAGGCCAGUUGGUGUGGGCUUUUGACUACCAAAAUAUGAAAAUUCUCAGCAUUUGGAGGUUUACUAGCUUCCUUUUAGAUAAAUUCAUUUUCCAGGUUACUGGUAGUAUAGAUUGAUCUUGUUUAAUAUAUAGCACUUACCACUCUUGCUCAUUUAACAUUGCCAUAUGUUACCCAUGUUUGAAUGGUAAGGACACAUAGAGGACUUGCUCAGUGGCUGCCCACAAUGAUGGAACUGUUUCUCUGGCAUUUCACCAAAGCCAAUGUCUGUAGAUUUUUUUAAACAGCAGAAUACCGUAUUUUUCGCCCUAUAGGACGCACUUUUCCCCCUCCAAAAAUGAAGGGUAAAUGUGUGUGCGUCCUAUGGGGCGCAUACAGGCUUUCGCUCCAGGCUUCAGGAAGCUCUGCGCAACCCUAGGGAGCCCGGCGCGAAGCCACGCUGGGCUCCCGAAGGUUGCGCAGAGCUGCUUGCGCUCCCGGGCACGCAGCCAGAGCAAUGCCGAAGCUGCACGCAGCUUCGGCAUCGCUCUGGGACUCGUUCUGGGGGCUGGGGUCGGGGGAAGCUCAGGCUUCCCCCGACCCCAGCCCCCGCAAGCUGCCAGAGCGAUGCCGAAGCUGCACGCACCUUCGGCAUCGCUCUGGCAGCCCCGCACCUGUAGGGGGGGGAAUAAUUUUUUUUCCUUUAUUUCCCCACCCCCCCAAAUCUAGGUGCGUCCUAUGGGCCGGAGCGUCCAAUAGGGCGAAAAAUACGGUAUAUUUUCUAGGGGGCUGGAACUAAGCCAAUAGGAAGCUACUUAAAAUUACUGCCUAUUUUGUUUUAUGUAUUCAGUUGCCUAUCCGUAUAAGCAUAUUAGUUGUCUUGUGCUUUUAGGAUUGGGUGACAUACACAAUCGUUUAGCAUUUAGGAGAAAAUGCUUCCCCAUUGUUUGUCUUUUUUCAAAAGGCUAUAACUGAUAUAUGCCUUAUGCUGUUGAAGUGAUUUUAAUUUAAGGCAUCUAAAAGCAAUAAUUGUCAACUGUCCUCUAACACAGGCUCUGGUUAUUUGUAAAAUAAGAUAUAUUGAAGAGCUUUGUUUUCACAGUCAUAUUGGUGGGGCAAAGAACAUAAGAUGCAGCAUUCUUGCUCAAUGUAGUGAGUUAGCACAGUGCUGAGGAACACAAAUAAUGCUCUUGAUACAAACAUAUGGUUGAGGUUUCUAGCAGAAAUAGGUCAGCCGUAAGCUCCACAUAACCAACACUGUCCCUGCUAAACUAAAAACAAUUUCCUCUAGUUAUAUAUGCUCUCCUAUUUAUUAAUGCAGAUUUUGAGCGCAGAUUUUAAGUAACAAGAUUUUGUUAAUUUUUUUCAUGCUCUACUCAGCUUGAAAACUGAUGUGCUGAAAAUGUUAAGUUGUUGUUAAAAAAACCCUGAAAAUUGUGUCUGGUGCACUUUCACUAGAUUUCACAGCUCUACCGGUUCAGUUUUUUUUUAAAAAAGUGUGAUGUAACCUUUCUACAGAACUGAACGUUAAUUUUUUUCAAUCUAGAUGGUUACAGACUUCACUUAUGCUAAAAGUGAUGGAGCCAACAAUUUCAUUAAUUAAAGAUUCAAGUAGGGCUUCUUAAUAAGAACAUAACAUCUGUUGUUUAAUCCCUCUUUGGGCCUGUUAGGUUGUUCUGCCAUCUUUGUCAUGAGAUUAAGAGAAGGUUAUGGGUUCAAAUGGUCCUCACCAUAACUCCUCCCCCACAUCCAGAAACUGGUAUCUCAACUGGCAGAGCCUAUGGGUAUUUUAACACAUGUUCUCCUUACCCAGGAUAAUGAAUCUUGGUGAUGAGUGAGACUGGGAUAACACCUGAACAGGCUCUUUGUUUCCUUCUCCUGCUGUUGCCUUUUGCUGUACUACUCCAAAACAAGCUCCAUUGUCUCAUCUGUCUCCCUUUCUUUCUUUAAAACCUACUUCUUCAACAGCACUUCUGCAGGUACCUUCAGUGGCAGGUAUUUCCUGAACAUUAUCUCUUCUGGACAUCCUGCUGUUAGCUCUUUCUCACUUUCAUUUGCUGUGCUUAGUAGUUAAAAUUAACAUUUCUACUUUUUCAAUACGUGGUAAAAAGUGCAUUUCUACUUGAGCCCCUUAAACACAUUUCUGACCCUUUACUUAAAUUUAUAUGCACCACCAGUUACAUGGUGCAUGGUUUUCCAGCCCUUGUUUUGCUUAUUCAUUUCUACUUGUCCCUGCUGCCGUAGGGACAAGUAGCCCUGGACUACCCAUAGGGCUGAGAUAUGGAGGCGGCAGGUUUGCACAUGUGUUCCCUUCCUUCACCUGGUUAAAGCAAUAUUGAUGCUGAGGUGUGUGUGUGUGAGAGAGAGAGAGAGAGAGAAAGAGGCAUAUGUUCAGGCUGAACAUUUUGCUAAACAAAACCCAGCACAGUGUUACCUGUGCAUAUAACUAUUGUUGUGGUAGGGCAUUUUGUCAUUCAUAUCUUGCCCAGCACGGCUGCUUUUCACUCCCAAGUUGGUGAGAAAUUGCAAAGUAGUCAUCCUUAUUUAGUGACCUACCACAGCAGCUUCUUCCUGUUUCACAGAAGAGUGUGUGUGUGUGUGUGUGUGUGUGUAUUUAGGCAGGCAGAAGUAAAAACAUUACAUUACACAUAUAAAAGAUCACAUAGAGAUCAUUACAAAAAAAAAAAAAAGCUUCACAGCACCAUUAGGGUCACUUUUUUAAGGAAAGGGCUGAUUCUGAGAAGUAAAACCUUUUUGCGUCUUACGUUCCUGGGGUCAGGGAAGGGUCUGCAAAGCUGAUAGUUUUAAAUGAUUAUUCUUUUUCUUAGUUGCAGGCAUGGAUGGAGGUGCCCUGGCUGAAGCUAGUCUUACAGACUCCUACUUCAGCACCAGCUUCAUCGGAGUUAAUGGGUUUGGAAGUCCUGCUGAAGCAAAGUAUCCUAUGAUGCAGGUAAUAUUUCAUUUGGUAAGCAGCUAGGUUAAAAUGUACCAAGGAUUAAAAAUAUUUCUGCAGCAAAUAAGUUUACUUCUAGCAGUUUUCUGCUAAUUUUAGAUUUCUCUGGAUUGCUGUAUUUUAUUACUUCACAUGGAGCAGCAGUAAAUCAAGUCUUCCAACCAAUCUAGGAAUCAACACAGUGUUUCUAGGAGCCCAAUGCAGAUGUUGAGUUUGCAGAAUAUCUCCCCUCCUAUCCCUAACUGCAUGUAAGAGGAAGUGCAUGUAAGAGGAAGUGGCUCCAGUAGGAGAUCCUAUGUGAGUUUCAUCAUGGAAUCUCCUUCAUUUAGGAGAUGGGAGAAGUACAGUGCCCAAUGAGGGAAUUCUCAAGCCAGAUAUUGGUUUAUGAUCACUCUGUAUGCAGAGGGUUGGAAAAGGAGACAUAGUAAUUGAAAAAGGCCUUGUAGGUUGCUUAGUUUUGGGGCCGUUUUAUUUGUUUCCCAGAGUGCAAAUGAUGAUGCACCACUUGUAUACACACACUUUCCAUCUGGUUCAGUCUGGGCUUUUUUUUUCUGCCCUUGAGCAGAUCCGCAAACUUAGGAGUACAUCCCUCCCACAAAGAAAUUGUCUUGUUGUCUGGUGGUACAUAGGGAUAAUAAGUGCUGGACGUUUGACAGUCUGCUGUGUAGUGGUUAGAGAUAAGUUUCUGUAAGAAUUUUUUGUGUAAUCAUGUAGGCACCAUCUGGUUUGAGUCUUUCCAGCUUUGGAUAGUUUUGUUUUUUGAAGGGAGUUGGCACUUAUCUUGGCUCACACUGCUUCUAGCUAUACCCAUCCAUUCUAACAUAUUGCAAACAUUGGAGAGGCAGCAAGAGAUGGAGUGCAAGGGUAUAUCCAGAUCAACAGUUUUAAAUAUCAAUUUGCUUCUUAUUUGUGGUAGGGGAAGGCACAGUUCAUGUUGCAUCUCAGAAUCUAUCAGUAUUUACAUUCUUGCUUUUAUAUAUGUGUGAGCAUGUGCAUAAUCUUGUAAGGAAUUAAGCAGUGGGGGGCUUGGGUGUGUUUGGUCUGGACUAAAGCAUUUGUUGUCUCAUUUUCUGUAAAUUUUCCUUUUCCUGUAUAUAACACACAAACACCCCACACAUUCCAACUAAGCAUUUAUGGCAUUGCACCCAUCCUUCAAGCAGCUUGUUAAACUUACCUAUUUUUUAAUAAAAAAUAUUAAACCUGGCUUUUAGUUCUCCCUGCUCCUAUCAUAGAAUUGUGAAGGGACCCUGAGGGUCAUCUAGUCCAUCCCACAGCAAUGCAGGCAUCUCAACUAAAGCAUCCAGGACAGAUUGCCAUCCAACCUCUGCUUAAAAACCUCUAAGGAAGGAGAGUCUACAACCUCCCGAGGGGAGUCCCUUCCACUGUUGAACAGAUCUUACUGUUUGAAAGUUCUUCCUGAUGUUUAGUCGGAAUCUCCUUUCUUGUAACUUGAAUCCAUUGGUUCAGACCCUACCCUCCAGUGCAGGAGAAAAGAAGCUUGCUCCAUCAGGCGUAUGACAACACUUUAUAUUUGAAGAUAACUAUCAUAUCUCUUCUCAGGCUAAACAUACCCAGCUCCCUCAAACAUUCUUCAUAAGGCUUGGUUUCCAGACCCUUGAUCAUCUUGAUUGCCCUCCUCUUCACCCGUUCCUGCUUGUCAAUAUUCUUCUUAAAUUGAGGUGCUCAGAAUUGGACACAGUAUUCCAGGUGUGGUCUGAUCAAGGCAGAAUAGAGUGGUACUAUUACUUCCCUUGACAUGGACACUAUACUUCUGUUGAUGAUGCAGCCUAGAAUAGCGUUAGUUUUCCAUCCACGCAAAUAAGAUCAUGUGGGUUUGAAGGUGCACUCAUGCAGUUGUGCAUUUCCAGUGUUUAUCCCUGAAAAUUUGUAAAAAAACAAACACACACACCCCGCAAAAGCCCUCAGUUCCAGGGGCAGGGUGUACAUGUGUACAGGAAAUGCGGAAAGAUUUGUUAAAGGACAGUGGCAGAUAAAAAUGAAAGGAAAAGUGAUGACUGCCAGUGCAGACAUACCCUAAAGAAGAGGGCAUGAAAUCCUCUGAAAGGAGAGGUAAAUACAGUUGCAUUGAGGAUUUAGAAUAAGGAGUCAGUUCAUAAAAAGUACACAGAAGGAUAUACUGCAUCAAGUAAAAACACCACAAAGUGGAAUUUGAUGUUACAAAACUGGUACCACACUACCUCCUGAGGCUAGGCUAAAUCAUCUUGGAUCAUCCAUUUAACUAAAGCCAUGUUUCUUCCUCCCAUCACAUCACUGCUUCCCUCUGCUAAUAUAAGGAGAAAAGUAGGUUGUUAAGUUGCUGACACAAAGAUUCCCAAUAUGACUUUGGUUUAUCCAGAUAUCUUUUUGCCUUGUUAUUCAGACAGAUUUGUCCUUUAGCAGCUAGAGAAUCACAGCUUUUUCACAGACCUGUGAUAAAGUCUCUAGGGUUACUAUGUCACUAGCUCUGACGUUGGUUCAUAGAUCUACCCAGUAACAUCAGUGAGGUUGCAGAUUCACCAUUGGUCUGAUUUCUGAGACAAAUGUAUGCUGAUUGGCUAAUUACUUCAUGCUUUCUUGCUUGUUGCUACUUGGUGGAUCUGCUUUGCAUUAAGGUUGCAUCAGGGCAAAUGUUUUGUGUUUUGUGUAAUUUUGUUCUUAAUUUCAUGUUUCUGUGCAGACUGAACUUUCAGAAUUUUGUUCUCUAAAAUAUUUGUUCACUCUCUACCUAGAUUUUUUGCCCUGUAUGGUUAAAUACAGCGAGGGCUAGAAAUCUGAUAUCACAGCUUACUGUGUUUGAAUAGAAAGAUAAUAUAAAGUAGGUGAUUGUCAAUUCAGUACUAAUGUAAGUAAUUUCGUUAGUUGAAUUGGCAUAAGCAAUCUGUAGUGUGUAGCAGUAAUUUUAGAUCUCAGUUGGAAUGCAGGUUUUAUACUGGAUUUAUGUGCCCAUAACACUGACCAUUUGGUGACUUAUUUGGGAGUGUGAGGCCACUUAAUUGAUAGGUAAUACUGUUUUGUAGCUGAAAAGAGACUGGUGUGAGUUUUCUGUCAUAGAUUACAGGAUGGUGGGUAGGGGAAGAAAGACAGCAGCAGAGCCAUGACCCAUAGUGAGAGUGGGUCCUACUUAUGUGGUAGUGGCAGGCAAUGCUCCCAGGUGAGACCUUACUGUUUCUGAGAAUGAGUGGCAAAGUAAGAAGUCACCUCUCGGACUAAGGGAUACAAGGCUAAGAACGCAGGGGAAAGAGAGGCCACUGUUUCCGGAGAAGCAAAAUAUUGGGUGUGCUAUGAAAGAGUCUGCAGGUAGGAUGUGCUUAGGUGUGAAAUCGAGGUGUGAAAUUGAAAGAUACUGGGAGGGUUGGUCUUGUGUGGGUUUUGCAAGUUUUUUUUGGCUUUGUAAAGUCUAAAACGAGACAUACUGGAUAGUGCAUCCCAAAGUCAGUUGACAUUUCUACAAGUGCCUACUGUACUCCCAAGAUUUAAGCAUUUUAGAAGUCUUAAUUUUAAGUAGUCUUUGCAAUAAUUUUAUUUAGAUUUGACUGCUUAAUAAUACUGAAUAGGAGAAAUUAUGACUUUUUCCUCUACCAAAGAGUGAAUCCCAGAAAGAUUUGCAUCCUUGAAAUAAUUUGCUCUUUCAUAUGACAUAUCUCAUUUUCACAUGACAUAUCUCAUGUCUCUAAUGUGGCCUGUUCCAUAACAUGCCUUUUUCUCUAAUGUGGCCUGUUCCAUAACAUGCCUUUUUCUAUGGUCACCUAAUGACUGCUGAUAGUGUCUGCAUUUCAAAUAAUAAUCUGAUGUUAUGGAAUAGCAGCCUGGCCCUAUUGCAUAAGAAGGCACUUUCAGACCCUGAGUCUGCAUGCAAGGUGGGGUGGGCAGGAUAAGGAAGUAUCGUACAGUAGUAGUAGUAGUAGUUGUAACAUCAUCAUCAUCAUUACUCACCCUGUACCCUGUGGUACCAGGGCAGAUGUCAAAAAAAUGUUUGAUAUUCUGGAAUGUGUGUGUAAAGAACUGCAAGAAAAGUAGUUGGUAAAACAUAUAUUUGCUGAAACCACCCUGAUUCGUUUUCACAAGGGUUGUUCUUCUCUAUGAGUAAUAAUUCUACUUUAAUGCUUUCUAUCAAUUUACCUAGAAUCUAAUCUAACUGUCCUGAAAUGUGUUGACUUCUCCUGACUCAGUUUUUUUAGCUGCUUUAUGAUGGCCAUUUCCCAGUUUUCUAGUAAGAGGGCUGAUUUUCUUGCCUCAUUGUGAACUUUUGUUAGGAUAUCAGCAAUGUUCACAUAGAUGAGUCCUUGAGCAGUAGGGUGUAUGAACAUUAGAAGAGUGAGCUGGAUCAGGCCCAGCAGCCUAUCUAGUCCAGCAUCUUGUUCUCACAGGGGCCAAGUGGAUGCCUGUGGAAAGUCUGAAAGCUGGACCUGAGGAGAACAACGCUCUCUGCACUUGUGAUUCUCAGCAACUGACAUUCAGAGGCAUAAUGCCUCCAACAGUGGAGAUCGAACCUAGUCAUCGGCUAGUAACUGUUGAUAUCCUUAUGCUUCAUGAAUGCUGUCUGGUCAUGCAUUUAGUAUUUGUCAGUUAGCUGUAGAACUUCAUCUCUGUUCGAUUCAAUUCUUCAGAUGUUAGCCCUGAAAAGAUAGGUUCAGGUAUGGGUAUCAGUCAAGCAUUUUCAGCAGUGAAGGCUGAUGCAAAGAUAUAAGCUUCUCUGUAUUCACCCUGUUCUCCCUUAGCUUCUGUUUUGUCAUCUAACAAUCCAACUAUCUCCCUGGCUGUCUUAAAUGUUACAGCAAGCCUUCCAAAGUUGAGGAAGAAUUGUUUGGGUCUUCCUUUAUUUACAUUGUCUGCAAGGAUAAUCUAUAUUGUAAUCUAUAAACUCUGUGAAUUAACUAAUUUUCACAUACUGGUUAUUUUGAAUAUUUUAGGUAAUUGGGGAGAGGGAAACACAUGUAUAUUGAAGUCCCAUUGACCACUGGAACUCUGAUUCAGCUCUUCACCUGUGGAUUAUACCAGUCAUUUUCUACAUAUUUUCAAGCCUUUUUGAGCCAAAGAAACAAUAACUUGCUUUUUCUUAAAAAGAACUGCAUUGCUUUAUCAACAUAGAAUUGCAGAAUAAACAUAGCUCUGUUCAAGGACUAGUGAUUUGAGAAAUUGCUAAUUGGUACUUUUCUGGCUCUGUGUAGAUUGGAUAAAACGGUUAAACUUAAUGAAAGCUAUAUAUGUAGAAAGCAGUUUUAGAGAAAAUAAGACCCCUUAAAUGUUGGCUCUUAUAUUUUGCCUAUAGCAUCUGAAUGAUAUGCAUUUUUUGAGGUUUUAUUGUCUUUAGCCUGAAAUCUAAAUAGGCCAUUAUGACCUAUUUGGAUCCAUAGCAACAGUGUGUUGUAUCCUGAAUCAUACAAAUUCAGAAGGAUCAACAUGGAAGUGAGCGGUGUCUGUAUGGAAGUUAAGAAAAGGGUUUGUGGUUUAGUUUUUUGAUGCAGAUUUAUUUUUUACAGUAUAUGCUGACUAGUGGUGAACACUCUUGUCUUUUACUCUGAUAUUCCCAAAGAGUUCUAACUCUCUUAAAGUCCAGAUCUGCUUUCAUUAGGAUUCUAGGCCCCAUUUUUCAACUCUGUUUUGAUAAGGCAGUGCCCUUGGCUCAAUAGAAAGUAACACAUACCCCCAACACAAUUUCAGGAGUCUCACUUAGCCUUCUGUUGAACCUGUCUUCUUUUCAUCUGGGUACAAGCAACCCCUGAUUUGUGUGGGGGUUGUGUUCCGAGUCAUCACACACAACGGUGUAGCCCACAUAAGCCUGCUUGGCCUCUUCCACACCCACCUCCACUUCACCCCCUUUUCCAGCCACUUCCAGGUUAAUAUGAUGCUUGCAUGUGAGGUCGCACACAUAUUGAACACCUGUACAGCGGUACCUCGGGUUAAGAACUUAAUUCGUUCCGGAGGUCCGUUCUUAACCUGAAACUGUUCUUAACCUGAAGCACCACUUUAGCUAAUGGGGCCUCCCGCUGCCACCACAGUGCCGCCGCACAAUUUCUGUUCUCAUCCUGAAGCAAAGUUCUUAACCCCAGGUACUAUUUCUGGGUUAGGGGAGUCUGUAACCUGAAGCAUGUGUAACUUGAAGCAUCUGUAACCCAAGGUACCACUGUAUAUCGGUCGUUGCCUGUACUUGUAAUGGAUUCAGGGAAGUUUAGGAUACAUAUAUGUCUACUGAUACAUGGGAUUUGUUUAGGCCAGUGGGUAUAGAUCCCUUCACAAAAGGUUUUAUUUUUUCCCCCUCCUAUUAUAAAAAAAUGCAGUAAAUUGAGUCCUGAUAAAUGGUAGAAAACUUUUAAGUUUACUCUGUAGUCUUCUUGGCCUUAUUUACAUGUAAAGAAGCAACUAAUGAAGCUUAGAUAAUUAAUUUUCUGGCCUUAUGAUUGUAGAUUCUCUAAAUCUCAUUAAAUUCUGUAAAGGUGCAUGGGGCUAGAGGAGCCAUUUACUGCUUUUGGAAUUGGAGGUUUGUCAAAAAUACUUGUCCAUUAAAAAAGUUAUGUGGUGCUUUAAAUCUUAAGUCUUCACAUUUUGAGGGCACCUUUAGUUCUUGAAAAUAGAUGUGGUGAAUUCUGACAAGUUUUGUCUUUGACAGGUUAACAAAUUUAAAUACUUGGACUGAAAUCUUUACCUCACUUCUGUUAAACUGGGUUGUGCUGAUAACAAACCUGUAAAAUGCAUGUUUGAUAAAAGCAUGGCUCAUUACCUGGCAUGGGGACAAAAUUCUGUGACUUUCGAAAAACUUAUAUCCCAACACCUUCAGGUUUUUUAUAUAAAGAAAAGUAGAUAGGCCUGCUAAUGACAAGUUUAUCGGGCAGCUUUCAGCAAUAAGCAUCGUGUGUGUGUGUGUGUGUGUGUGUGUGUGAGAGAGAGAGAGAGAGAGAGAGAGAGAGAGAGAUCUUGAGUGAUUCAAGGUGAAUGAGCAGAUUCAUAAAAGUGGGGCUUUUGCUUGUGGAACCGCUUGAUAGAAUGCUUUCACUGUUCAUUUCUUGUGUUAACGAAUUACUGGAAAAUAGCGUAAUUCCCAUUUCCCUCCCUUAUUCAUGUCUGAAUUGCAUUUAAAAUAACUCCUAAGCAUAGAUCUGUUUCAGUUUGUAUAAAUGUUAUUGGUUAUUACUGCCACAUAGUUCUUCCUCCUUGUUGUACUUCUAUUGGGUCAGAUCCAGAUAUGUUCUCAGCAGAGUUUCACUUGCAUGAUACUCUACUGGAGGAAGAGGAAGCAAUUUUCACUUAUUCCUCCUUCUCCCUGUGACCCCUGAAAAACCUCUUCAGUAAAUCAGGGGAUCCUCCAGAAUCGGAAGCAAGAAUUAGCAAAACUCUCCCCUCUUCCAACACAACCUUCUCCUAGUUUAGAGUCACAUCUGUGGAACGGAAACUCUGGAUCCAACUCGAUGUUUACACAAUGUUCUUGGCUAAAUGAAAAUCAGUGUUUACUUGGUAUGACUUUAUAUUAAAUGUUUUAACCAGUAACUAAAUGCUUCCUAUAGCUUUUUAUUUGGACACACCAAUUUGUGGAAUCACAGAAACCUAACACUUUGAUUAGCUUUAUUUUGUAACCAUAUAUUUAUUCAUCCAUUUUCAGUGUAUGAGCUAAAACUGCACAUGAUCCCUAUUGUUGUAUUCACCAUACAAUUUUUCUUUUUCUUUUUCUGCAGAGGAUGACAAAUAGCAGCAGUUCCCCUAGCCUUCUUAAUGACAGUGCCAAGCCCUAUGCAGGCCACGGUAAGAAGUUGACUUUCUUAACAAAAAAAAUUAAAUAUUUAACUAUGUUUAUGUUAAUAUUUAACAAUAUUUAUGUUAAGCUAUUUUUAUGGGAGCAAAGCUUUCAGUCUUUAAUGUGGUUGCAAUAUAUUUAGAUUCUUAUCUUGAUUUUAUUUAAAGCAUUUGUAUCCUGCCUCUUUCAACAAGUGGGCUCAGUUUUAAUUAUCAUUAAUGCUUAUAAUCACCGUUUUGUUUUGCUUGCUUUCCAUAUGUUACUCUGCAACAUGUGAUAUUAAAAAAAAAUGACAGAUUAAAUAUUUGAACAAAAUUCUUGGGAGCAGUCUUUGGCCAGUAUUCAAAGAGUUACUUGAGAUAAACCUGAGGCCUUGGGCAUGCACAAAGAAAUUGCUGUGGUUAAGAGCAUAGGCCCUACUUUCAUAUAUUACAUUUUAGAGCCACAUAGUAAAACAAUCUGCUUACAAGCAAGACAUAUUUCCUAAACAGUCAUCCACUUUGGUUGAAAAUGGAAAGCUAUUUUGGUUCUUGUGACCAUCUUUUCUAGAUUCAUCUCCGUUGGGGUUUAGGCCCAGCUGUAUAUGAUGUAUGGAGGAUGGCAGCACAAGAGAGAGCCUUUUCUGUGGUGUCUCCCCAUUUGUGGAAUGCUCUCCCUUGGGAGGCUUACCUGGUGCCUACAUUUCAUAUAUUACAUAUAUUAUCUGCAACCAGUGCUUUGGCUGAUUACCAUUCUAUGGUCUUUUAAAUGUGUUUGUGGGAGGGGGUUUAUUAGUUUGUUUCUGUUUUAUUAUGUACUUUGUGUUAUCAUUUUGUAUUUUUACGUUGUGAACCACUCUGUGAUCUUUGGAUGAAUCAGUCAGUCAGUCAGUCAGUCAGUCAUUCAGUCAAUCAAUCAAUCAAUCAAUCAGUCAAUCCAAUAUUCCUUUUCCCCCUGGGCAUUUCAUUAAAAUAAUUUAGGAGGCAGACUAUUGUAGUCAUGGGCAUCCCUUAUAAUCUGUUUGUAUUUUAAUGAAAUAUAAUAAUCACCUAUGCAAGUGUUUAUGUUAUAGGUGUAGCCAGUUCUGUCUGUAAUCCUUUAAGCACCUGUCCAUGGGAAACAUAUGCCAUCAAGUAGUUGUAUGAAUUUACUUUUCUAACAAUUCCUACCAUCACUGCUAGGAACCUUCAGUUGUGCUUGUUUUCCAUGUGGGAGUGACUUAUAAGUAAACAAGGAAGAUUUAAAGGGAUGUGUACAUUAAUUUUGAGAGCUUAAGAUUGCAGAGGACAUCAUGCAGAAUUAUCUGGUAGUUGAGAAACUUCGACUUAAUGCACACACAGCUGUGAAUUAAUUAACAUAUGCCCAUGCUAAGUUAACUUCUGAUUUCAAUAGGACUUAAAUGCUGAUAUUGAUAAAACAUAGCCUCUAUACAAGUAAUCUACUAAACUAGCCCUUGUAUUCCAAAGUCCAAAGAAAUUGAUAAGCACCACAGUUUUACAGGGCAUAGUGAUUGUUAACAGAGGGGGAAAGUGAAUUCCACUGAACAUGCACAGUUCCUUAGGCACAUGCCAAAUUAUUUUCUGGCUCUACUUUGCAGAUUUCAAACACUAACAAUGUUAUUAUAUUAUAUUUAAAAUAUAUUAUUAUUUUAUAUCUGUAUGUUUUGUAACCUUUUUUUACAGAUUCUCUUACUUCACCUGGUUCAUCCUUGUUCAACGACUUUGCUGCCCUCAGCUUAUCUCAAAGGAGAAAAGUAGGUAUUGCCAGAGUUUCUAGAUAACAAAAGAACCACUUGCUUUAUUACAUACAGCAACUGAUAGCUUACAGAGUAGCAUCAAUUAUAUAUAUGGCCAUAUGUAAUGCACAUUUCUGGGCAUGCAUUUCAGUUCAUUUACACAAUUGCUUGUAAUUGUCCAGAUCAGUGCACUCUAACUUGAUCCUCUGCCCCUCACAAUACAAGCAAUGCCUUUCUACAAUGUUCUAUUCAGUGCAGUUUUUUAGAAAAAGAGGUGUCGGAACUCACCAUGAAUGCCUUGUUCGCUUAUAAUGGCAAUGGCACUCACCUGAGAGGUGCUGGAACUGAGUUCCGGCUGAAUAAAAGCCCUGGUUCUAUUGCAAUUUGUGGUAAAGACAACAUCUUCAAAUAGGUGUCUAUCAACUUUUAUUCCAAACAACUCUUGAUAAAUCCGCUGUUUAAGGAGAAAACUUCCUGCAGUAGUCACAUUACAUAGAGCCAUGAAAAAUCUGUAAACCAUAGACUGAGUAGUUUUUACUCUACCCCCUGCAGAGAAUUUUAAAAUUGUGAUCAUUAAAUGCCCCCCAACUUAUCAAAGCAGUCACUUCCCCUUUAUUGAACUUAUGGGGGUUUCUGUUGUAAAAUUUUCGAGAUUAGUUAGCUUUUCUUUGCUUGUUAAAAUUGCAAUAAGAAACCAACAUUUACAAUUUAAUAUUAUGCCAUGUCCUUUUUAUUGCUUUCCCAAGUAACAAUCUUUUAUGUGCCACUUCAUUAAAUGAAUGCUGUUCUUUGUUGAUAUUGAAGACUUCUGAUCUCAAGACUUCACAUUACAAAAAAAAAGUUAAGACAUUUUUGUCUUCCCUAGGCAAGGUUUGACAAAGUCUGGGACGUUGGCCAAAACUGAUUGGUCCCCAAGCACCUUUUCCCUUACUCUUUUCGGCUGUAAUAUAUUAAAGUACAGUAAAAAAAAAAAUGGUUCAUUCUCAAGGGAACCAAAGUUUAACAGUAAAAUUAGCAAAAGAUUGUUAUUGGCUGAAUAGAGAAUAACAAAUAAUUUGACUGCUGCCACAAACCAAAGUGACCUUUGGGCUUCUUGUUCUUUGGGUUUAUACAGGCAGUAGUUUGUUUUAAUGCCCCACUGUCCUAUCUGUGUAAAUAUAAUUUUGCAGGUUUUUGAAGCAUUGCAAAAACAAGUUUGAUUUUUAGCAAAGACAUAUGGAGGGAAAAUGCAAGUGUGUCUGUGCAGGUGGUGAUUGCUUUAUUAUAACUUCAGGGAACACACAAGACCACUAACAGGGUUUUCAUCCCAUCUAAAAGUAUGUGAAGGCAUAGUUUGCAUAAAUAAAUCCUUCUAAGAGAGAAAUACACAUGUGCUUGGAUAAUUGCAAUUGCUCAAAUAAAAGUCACUGUGAUGUGCAAGUCAUGAUGACUGUGUGUACAUCCCUAGGUAGGGGUGCUGACUCGUACAAAUGAGGUUUUGACUCCUGGCCUUAUUGCAAGCCCAUCAACAGCUUCACACACUCAAGGAGGUGGUUGGAUAAUUGCUCCUGAAUGUACAAAGCCAGUUUGGGGACCCUGCACAAUAUACUCCCACACAAGCAUUGCACCAUUCACUUCAUUCGCAAAAUAGCUUCUGGGUAAUACAUUUCAAGAUUAGGGCGUUAGGUUGUCAGCGAUUUAAAUAACAGGGAUUUAUGAACAGUUAACUGUCAGAAUGUUAUACUAAGAUCUGCUGCCACUGAAACAACGGGGAUAAUUAGCAGGGGUGGACUUUGGUAAUAUGGCACCAUAAGUGAGGACAUAAUUUGAUGCCCUCCCCCAUCUUGGUUUCCGUUCUGCACAUCCUCUAAAGUGCAGUAUGUCAUAGUUUUGCGUCCUCCUGGCUCGGCUUUCCUGUGUAGGAGAGCUGCACGUACCACCCUAAAUCUUGCGCUGUAAUUAGCUGCCUGUUAAUGUUGUGCACUUACAUUUAAGCCAGUAGAAUAUAGGAAGUUUUGAUUGUUAAGCCCCUCUGUGGUGCAUAUAGCAGACUCAAGUGUUAAGUGCAUUGCAGUUUUUGUUCUGUUACACUCUUGUUUUAAUUUUGUAGGAGAAAUUUGCUGUUCUGAGCAAUUAGGGUGCACUGUUGUGGUUCGGGAGGCCUGAAUUUUUUUUUAAGAUCUGAGGAGCUUUUCUGUAAAAACCAUCUUCUUUCCUUGUGGAAACAUUUUGGAUGGAUGAUUUUGCUUGAAUCUCUUGUGUCCUAAAACCUGGGCAAAUAAAGCCUACAGUGAUGGAAUUAGCAUUCUUUAUAGUAGGAGUAGUGGUGGGUCGGUGCUAUAAAAGAGGCAAAAAGACAUUUUUAUUUUUAUUUUAAAAGGGCUAUUUGAGAUUUAAAACAUCACUGCAAUAACAUUCUGCUUUUCUGGUUAUCUUUGUAGUUUGAGACUAGUGUCUACAAGUUUCAAGCAGAAGGAAUAUUGAAGUUACUUUAAGUUGUCUUUCUGGUCUGCGGUUUCACAGCAGCCAAAGUUUUUGUGGAAGGAUGGCAUUCAAGUUUCUUAGUUAAUGGCUUCAGCUGCCUGUGCGCAUUUACUCAUGAUUGAGGGAUUGGGUCACAGGAUUGUGCUAUUUGUCUGCUAGUCCCUUCUGUCUCGCUCAUGUACAGCCAAAUUAGUGGUAAGAAUGCUCAGUUUUGGUACAAAAGUAGCUACAAAUUGUGCUUAAGUGUGUGACAUGCAUGAUACACACACAAGAAAAAAGGACAUUAUAUUGUAGCCAUUCCCAUCCUUUUAAUUAUUGCUAAUGACUGGUAUGCAUUAUAGCUUCAUUGAGUUUUCUAGGGGCAGCAUAACAAAAGCCAGGAUUUUGGUUGUUCAACCUGUUACGUCUUCAGUUACGUUGCAGAUGGAGGAAAUACUGGUCACUAAGGAUGUGUUGUGAAAUUGAAUUUGCAUUUUUGACUUUGCAAUUUGUGUCUCAACAUUUUUAAAAUGUGGUCUUUUAAAGAAUGUUGAGAGAGGCAACUCUAAUCUAUCGUUCCAUCACUUAAAAUGAAAUAUGUGGCGUAGCCUAAGAGUUAAAAUUUAACUCUAUGCUUAAAAAUCCACCAGAAUUUAACUCCUUUCUCUGACUUCUAAUAUUUAUCUUCACAUUUUCAAUUAUUCUCAAACAUUGGGGCCAUAGCCGUAUAAGACAUAAGACAGUGAUAGCUAAAACGUUCCAGGUUUUGCAACUCUUGAGUGAAUCGCCCCCACUCCAGUGUCUCAUAUUGCCAAAUGCUGAGCAGCAUAACACCAUAGCAUAGAUUAGUAACUUAAGAGUUGAUCAGCAUGUUUCCCCUUUUUCACGUUGGUGUUUUACUGCUUCCUCUUUUCAAUUGUAUAUAUGCCGAUUGUACGCCAGAAUAUGUUAGAGUUCUAUCCCCCCUUGGCAAAAGCAUGUAGGACUGUUUUUGGAAAUGUGUUCAGUCAUGUCAACCCCUCACAUGCAGUCUGAAGUGGCAAGACCAGGCAUAUUUUAGCCUAUCACCUAUUUCUUGUGAGAACCAGGUCACAAUAUUAGCACUACUUAUCCAGUGCUGUUGUUGGUUGUUUAGUCAUUAACUACGAAGGUUGCUAAAUUGGGCCAUGUUAUCACUUUAUCCAGUUUAAGCUGAGUAUUGGUUUUUCCACAGUUUUUGGGCUUCCAGCUUAGUCAUAGCCAAUGAGGUUAAUCCAAGGCAUAAUUAUUGCUAGUUGAAAAUUUCCCCAUCUUGCAUUGAUACAUACUUGUUACUGAAUAAAUAUGGACUAUGCUGAAAUUGCCAAACCCAAGGCAAAUCCAGUUUCUCAUUUUAUCUGUUUCUAAAACCAUUAGUCACCGUUGGGACAAAACCAAGAAACAGGUGACCGUAAUAUGAAAAGAUCCAUGCAACUGGACACUCAGUUCCCAGUCUCAAUCUUGCCAAAUCUACAUUUAAUCAGGUUAGGCUAUUGUUCUUGGUUGAGUAAUAAAUGUAUCCAGAUAUUGCAAGGGGGAGGCAUGAGCUACCACAUCCACUCAUUUUCCUGUUUUUCAGAUCAAAAUUGCCCUCCAGGGUGUGUUUCCCUUUUUGGAUGAUUAUGCAGCUCUGGAUGCUGUGAGUGAUUUUGAGCUGAAAAAUAAGUAGCAGGGAAAGAGUUAGGCAGUUCUUCUCCAGCCACUACUGACUAAAAAUUGAUUGAGCCUUGGAAGAGACAUAUAUAAUUGAGUCCUUGCUUUGAACAGAGUUGGCUUUAUGGAAAAAAAUCUUCAGGAGAUCUGAAUUGCUGCUUAAGUGCUUGCAUAGCUGGUAAUCUAAACUCUCAUCAAUAUCUGCAUAAAACUAGUUGAACACAUAUAUUAGGUAUUGUUAAUGUAGAAAGGCAUGGUUUCUUGUCCAAUUUAGUCAUGUUCUUUAAGCCUGAAGUUUAGCUUGACAAAUGUAGAGACGAUUUCUUUUGGCGUUCACCUGUUUUAUUUGCACGAAAUAUCUUCUGUUUUUUGAAAAUGAACUGUUUCAGUCGACAUGCUUCAUAUGCACACGUUUGUCAUAUAAGCAAUGGUGAUUUCAGUGUUCUGGAAAAAAACCCCAUUUAGAACAAGUUGGAUGAAAUUUCAUUAUUAGUUUAAUAUUCCUGUGGAUGUUGUCUUCUGACCUUAUUUAAAUAUUCAGAAAACAAUUUCAUAUCUUUUUGCUCUGGGUAAUGUUCUUACCUCUUGAUGGUUCUUUAAUUAUCUUUGUAGAUACUGAACUUUGUGCAGCACACUUCUGAGAUUUUACAAUGGGUUGUUCAUGCAGAGAUUAGAUGGCCAUCUACCAUGGAUGCUUUAGUUGAGUUUGCUGCAUUACAGGGCAUUGGACUAGAUGACCCUUGGCGUCUUUUCCAACUCUACAAUUCUGUGAUUCUCUGUGUGGGGAGAGGUGAACUAAACAAGUAGAUAUUGGAUUCAAGCAUCCAUGAGAUCUGUUUUGGAAUUAAUAUGUCUUCAGUGAGGAGCGUAAGCUAAGGUCUGCUUCCAAUCUGUUCCUGUAAAAAAAUAAUGAGAAGUAAUUUUAUCAUGGGUCCAUCCUAGGAUAACUACAUUGCAAGUAUUUUGUAUGGGUAGUUGUACUCCAACUUCAUUGGAGCGUGUGGGGAAGACACCCCUGGUUUAGAAUAAUUGUGAGACAAGAAUUUUCCAUGGGUAUUUUGAAUGGAAUGGAAUAUAUACUGGAGGAGCAAGCAGUACAUCUAUAUCCAGCUAAUUUUCUUAUGAGCCACUUAACUGAGCAAUGGACAGUAAACCAGCUGUUCAGCUUCAAUUUCUUAAAAGUUAUCUGCUAGAAAACUUUAUUGCUGCAUUUAGUAGUAGGCACUGCACCUUAGGGCGAGCUUUAACCCAAUGUCUGACUUCUGCUGUAGCUUACUGAAUACUUAUUUUGAUGAGCAGGAAGCUUCUCUAGUGACAUGAGUUUAUGGGUCAUUAAGUAAGUGCUUGCUUAUUAUAUACAGCUCAGAGUUCAUAAUUUUAUACUGUCUGAAAACUCAGCAGGGCUUUCUUCACUGUCAGCAAGGAUACAGCUUGUAAAUAAGGAUAGUUGCAUUUCAUAGUAAACCUUUGAGAGCGUAUUGUGUGUGUGUGUUUCUGAAUUGUUGAGUAAUCACUGUUCUUGGAAUUACUUUUAUUACUUCAUAUUUACUUUGAUAGGCAAGAUGAUACCUUAAUUUUAUAAACACGUCUGGGGUUUGAAUGUACACCUUCAAAGCUUAAAAUUAAAAGUAUUUCAUUAUCACCUGUGUGUACCAGUAAAAACAGUUGUAAUAAGAGAUUAUAUGCCUUUCUUUGUGACCCAACUCUUUGCGACUAAAUAUGUUAACUUGACAUGGACAACAUUUCAAGGAAAAAUUGUCUAUCUCCUUUUGAGACAUUUAUGCCAGAACUUCCAAGGUUUCUCUUUUGAACAGUUGGAUUGUAUUUAAUGAAAUCUUACUCAGAGUAGACCCACUGAAUUUACUGGGCUUAAGUUAGUCAAAUCUACUGAUUUCAGUGGGCUUACUCUGCCUAUAUUUGUUCAUUUACAACCCAUUAUUUCCAAACCCAGUCCUUUCUGUCCUCUGGAAUCUGUUCAUAAAUUCAGGCGUAAGAAUUUAGUAUCCUGGUUGGAGGUAUGUAGUAGGCAAAGCUUUUGGUUUGACCUGGCACUACAUAUUUCAAACAAGUCUUAGUUUAUUUGAAGUGAUAUAGAUGUGACUUUUCUAAUGAAAUGUCAGAAAUAUUAGGACCAAACUGUACAAGCCAGCUUGUUCUGCAAUCCUAUUGAAUUUUCCUGGGAGUGAGUCCUAUUAAAUUCCGUGGGACUUACGGUAUUUCUGAGUAAAUAUGCACAGGAUUGCACUGCGAGUCAAGGUGAAAUCUAAUUGGUGUCCCCAAUUGGGAAGUGGAGGGAAAGUGAUACUGUCUUCCUACUGCUCCCCAUGCCACCCUGUUCUGGAGUUUUCCCCCCAUCUCUCUGGCACUGAUGUUUUAUGGGUGCUGCGGGGGGGGGGGAGAAUGCCUCCCUUUCUUUUACAUUAGUAGGGGUAUCUGUCUGCAGGAUCAAAAGUUCCUCAGUUAAGUGCAAGGGCACCAACUGGAAUCCACUCCAAACUAUUUUGGCUUGUUGACUCCUCUCAACUUCCUUUUCCAAGCCACGGCAAGUCAAAUGACCAGAGUCAGAAAUUUUACUUGCAAAUUGUUUCCUAUUCCACCAAUCAAACCAAAUAUAUGUUCUCAUCUAGUUCUAGUUUGAGUUUCAGACUAAGGGAUGUUGGGAGUGCCCUGGUUUUUUUCCUUCUUUUCCAUAGCCAAGGAAGUAUCGACUGGGGAUGCUGGAGGAGAGAAUAGUUCCGGUGGGAUCAAAGGCAAGAAAAUCAAAGAACACUAUUGGCUGCUUGGCUGACAGGUGUAAAACAGGAGUACCCAUCAAUAUGGUUUGGUGGAACAGAGUCACAGAAAACAAUUUACAGGUAAAAUUACUUUUUUCUAGUCACUUUAAUUAAUUUUGGCUACUAUUUUUAUUUUUUCAAAAAUGCUGAAGUUAGAUACAUAUGAUGGGCAGAAAUUUGGCCGAAAUCUUCACAGGUCAAAUGUACAAAUGACAACAAAAGUGACUAUCUAAUAAACUACACACUUCUCAACUAAUGUUCUGUAUCAUCUAGUUUGGGUGGCAAGAGUAAUCUAUUUUAAGAAGACACCUUAGAAGUUGAAACUUAUUUUCUUUGAAAUAGCUGAAAUAAUUUGAACAGUAUUUAGACCCUCCAGAUGUUGCUAGACUGCAGCUCCUGUUAUCGCUAAACAUAGGCUGUGCUGGCUGGGGCUGUGAAAAGUUGAGAGUCCAUCAACGUCUGGAGAACCGCAGAUGUUUCAGAGAGCAAUGGUAGUGCAAAACUAUGUUCUCUUAUUUGUACUCCUUAUCCUAGCCCACAGAAGAAACUCACUCAGCAUCUGGUGACUUAAAUUGCCUUUGGUUAUCUUUGACGCUACUGUGAGUAGGAAUAGAUGUCUGGCACUUUCUGCCCUGUGAUUAGCACCCUAGGGACUUUCAAAGGGCAUUAUUGCUAUAUGUUGUGUUGAGGCUCUAGAUGGGUACUUGUUCCAGUGGAAUAGAGAGGCACACUCAACCUCUAAGAUAAAAACAGACUGAGACAAGAGUAGUUCACAAAAUUAGCAUGAGAAUGGGAAGAAUGGUCACCCAGUGAAUUACCUCCCCCCUUUCUUACAACUCUUGUUUGCUUCCGCUGUACAUGGGAACAAUAGCAUUUUUACUGUUUUUUGUAUAAAUCACGCUAAUAGUUUUCUUGUGUAGUGCCAGGUAGUUAAUGUAGCUUGUAGGCUAUAUUGUUGCACAAGUCAGAGGCGUUACAGAGGAUGUUUUCCCCUUUAGGACUUGACUUACUCAGUGUUUGCUUUGGCUGAUCUUAGGGUUAGAAUGACCUGAUUUCAGUUAAACUGUGAUUUGAAGUUAAGUGUGUCUUUGGUUUCACAUCGGAAAAGUCAUACAAAGAGAGAGAGAGAAUGAACUCAAGCUGAUUAAUUUAGUGUUGCUGUUGUGGUGGCGGUGAUUGUCAGUAGUUGAAUUUAAGUAUCCAAGAAGGAAGAAUGGUUUACAGCAUUCCAUAUUGAACAUUAUAUAGAGAAGUCACAAUGCAUGUGCAAAGGGUACAUGCUAAGUAGGUUGCCGAACUGAAAGGUUUUGUAGAAAAAUGGGGCCUCUUCAAGUUUGCAUUGUCCUCCCCCCCGUCUAGCAACCUGUGUUUCUCACUGCAUGUGCGCACACACACACACACCUAUAUACACACACAGAUUGCAACCUUGGUUAUUUUAGUAUAUGAACACCACAUUAUCUGCUGCUUUUAUGGAAAUCAUGGAAAUUUUACUUCUCUAUUCCACCGAAGAGCUCAACGUUGUGCGCUCCCCGCGCCCCCCAAAAAGAGUAAGUUUGCCUGAGAGAAUGUCACAACUGUUUUUAGUUGCUAGGUUUAUGAAUAUUGAAAAGAGCCAGAUUGAUGUACAUAAACUAAGCACGUUUGCCUUGUUUGUAUGGAUGUUGUACUUCAGUUCUUGCACAUCAUGUAUGAUUUAAUGGAAUUUGCAGCAUUAAAUCGCUGCGUUGUGGUAUAAUACACCACUUGCAGCAACAUCUGCAGUAAUUGUAGAUUUGGCCUGUACAUUCUGCAAAUCUCUGUUUUAUACAUGUUGGUCCCUUAACAUGUUUCCAUUGCAGCUUGUAAAACAAAGAUGUAGGGUCUCAUUGUUAGAACCCAGAGCCAUUGCCAAAGGACCAGGCUUCAGCAUCAGCAUAGCAGCAGUGCUGUUUCAGUACAGAAGUGGGGAUAAAAGUCCCCCCAAUGCAAGAAUGAUUUGACUUAGGAGAAUCUCCAGCUGAUAUGGCUCUUACAGCCAUUUAGACUACACUAGGUGGCCUAACUUGCCCGUCCUCUCCCUCAUGUUCACCUCCAUUCUCCUUAUCUGCAGCACAAAUGAGCCAGGAAAGGGUGUGUGUACAUUGUGUGGAUUGCAAGAUCUGCAGCCAGUGGAUGAGAAUCCAGCCCACUAUCUCAUGCUACUGAGCUCUUUUAAUUGUCGUACUUCUAAUUAAUUUCACUAUAUUGUAGAGGUGGUUGAUUUGUGGCCAGUCUGUAACCCUCCCGAGGAUUCUGAUACUGGAAUUAGCCUUAUACUGGGAUUCUGAGAAUCUUAGUGAGGUGGCAAAGCUGAUGUUUAUGAUGUUUGUUAUAAUACAUUUUGGCCUUAUUCUGUAAACAAGACAUAAAAGUCAUGAUCUGUGUUUUGAGUUUUUUAACUAUCCAUGUUGAUCUCUUCUCAAUAUAAACUAUUCUAGAAAGGACCAUGACUUGGUGUUUCAUAAGGUCAUUAAAAAAGGUCAUGCAUGUGCCAUUAACUAGGUUUUGAUCAAGCAGAGUUUGUAAUAAGACACAUGGUUUCUUGCUGCUCUGUAAAUUUAAAUAAUUUGUUACUAUAAACCUAACAUGUACUAAAGUUAAAAAGGACCAAGCAGAUUCCAGAAGUGUAGUUGUGUUAGUCUGUUAUGAUGCCACAGUCUCUUGACCUUCAAGGCACUGUAACAUUCUUUGCUGAAUCUUGAGAAAUUCAGAAAAACACUUCCAGGAUAUUUCAGUUUUUUCCUGUAUUUUAGAGUCUCAUUUCAAUUAAGCAUUCAGGUGUGUACAUGAUGACAGAUUUGGCCCUUGUUUGGUAAAUUGUUUACUCUUCCAUCUAAAGAAGUAUGUUGUGACCCUUAGUUGGAAUUUGUGAAUGUACUAGUUUGUUCCUGAACAGUUACAGCUUUGAGUUUUUCCCUUUUGUUGCUUCCUUAAACAGUAAAUGCAAUUCUAGAAAAGCAAUUUGAAUUUAUUCUUCUAGACCAUGAAUGAAGAACCCAAGGUCUGUAGACAGUAAAAGACUCUUACACAUCAUUUCUGUGUAACCACUUGCAACCAGCUACAACAUGUUAUCUGUUAAUUUGGUAUCUCUCCCUCUUCCCUGGUCCAGCUGCAGCCCAUCUUCAGUGAGGAUGAGAAUGUUGUACCUUAAGAAGAUACAGAAGAUGCUUGCCUUAAGGCUGUGUGUUGUGGGAGGAGCAUGCUAGCAAUAGACCUGACAAUAGAAGCAGAGCCUGAGGAUCAUAGUGCUUGUCUGAGAAAACCUACGUUGUGGGGAAAGGUUUUGUGCCUGAGUUCUGGCAGAAAGGGGAGAAACAAUGUCUGUCUGCUUUGAAGAAAAUGUGUACAUGUCUGUUUUAAGGAAGAGGGAGAAUGUUUAUUGCUGUGAUAGGUGCAUACAUUGAUUUAUGUAGAAUAUAUUCAGGUAUUUGUUGAGAUUCCCUCAGGGUCCCUUCCAACUCUGCAAUUUUAUGAUUCAAUGUGGAAAAAGGAAAUGGGAGUAGUGUAAUUUUUAACAUGUGUGAAGACAGUUGGCUAAUCAGCAUUUUUAUACUGUGUAAACAACUUAGCUUUAUAUUUUUCAUUAAGCUGCAUAUGUUGUUGUUUAGUUGUUUAGUUGUGUCCGACUCGUCGCGACCCCAUGGACCAGAGCAAGCCAGGCACUCCUGUCUUCCACUGCAUAUAUAUUCUGCUAAAUAAGUAAAAAUAAAAUUGGCAAUUUGGACUUUAAAUGCUUGUGUUAACUGUCCUAUUUAUAUCCUGUACUUGAGAUUUUAUUAAUGGUAUAAAGAUGUAAAAUGAGGACCUAUGCAUUCAUUUGAAUCAAAGAGAUAGUGAACAAAAUAUUUGUUCUUGAUUGAAUCAACAGCCAACUUGCCGAUUUUUUAAUUUAUAAAAAACCAGAGAAGAUAUUCACUAAUUAAUUAACCUGAUCAAACUAAAAUGAAAUCUUGUUUAUGAACAAAACCCUUGUUUAUGAAUACUGCUUUUGUCUUAGAAGCCAAGUCUCCUACCUAGAACUCUUUUUUCUCCUUCGGAAAAUUGCCUUGGAAGUGAAGGCUGACCUUAACAUUAGCUGUAAUACAACCACCUUGAAUUUCCUCCCACCACUUUCAUGUGUAUCUUUGGCAGACUAUCUGGUAUCCCAGCAGGGUUAUCUCUCCCCCUUUAUUGAAGAAUUAUCACACCAACCUAAAAACCAUAUAUAAAAAAAUCAAAAAUAAAAAUUGUGAUAGCGCUCAUUUAACACGAAUGGAAAGAGUAAAUACUAAAUGACAUAAGUACCUUGGGUAAGACAGAUCCAUGAGCACAAUCACCAGAUUUAAAAUACACUCAAGCACAAGUAGGGGUGAAGUGAAUUUUAAACUUUAUUAUUCUGCUAAUGAAUAAAAAUGCUCAAUUUAGCUAUAUCUUGGUCAUUUUACUGUUUCCCCUCUCUGACUCUAAUUAUGCUACGCUUUUGUUAGCUAACUAAUGACUAACCGUACUGUGAUUAAUAGAUCUAUUGUCAUUUCUCUGACAUCUGGUAGUAUUGUAUCUUUUACAUAGCCCAGUAGAACAACCAGUGGCCCAUCGAACUUUUUUGACAGUUUAAUGUUGGAAGUGUGGUGCUUAGUUGGUUGAUAGGGUCAAAGGAUACCCUAAAUUUAUCAGGCAGCAGGUUUUUUAAAGAUAACUCUGUCCAGGCCAUCUUAGGCGCUGAUGGAAGGCACUCUUUACCACAGACAAAGCUGAACCCAGGAGUACACACGGACCAGGAACAUAGUCCUUUAGGGGAAGUGCUGCCCAUCCAGAACAGGUCUCUUUGCUCAGGUGAACCACCUAAACCUAGAACUUCUGUUUAUUGGCCUGCAUCUGUCAUGUGAUUCUUUCUUUUGCUUUACUAAUUCCAGGCACUGGAUAGAAGAGGCACUGCCGCUUUCUGCUUUCACAGGAGGAAGUGCCUGUUCUGAAGUGAUGCUUGCUAUGAAAUGUGUAUGCAUCAUUUAAAAAUCGUGUGAUUUCUUCAGAAUUACUUUAUGACCAUGAAAAUAUAUGCAGAUUUUAUAUCUACAUGCCUUAAGGGAACUGUUUCUCUCGGUGGCUUAAACAAGUUUGUCCUGUUGUGAUGGAUUUAUUGUGGUUUUUCUCUUGUGUAAGCAGACCUGUUUGUCAUAUUUAACAGAAAGGCAGCAUCUACAUGUUCUGAAUACUGAAUUGAUUUAAUAGGUGUAUGAUCAACCAAGAUGUCUUUAAUUGGAUGAUAGCACUAAUUAAUAUCAAUGCAGAGUUUAUCCCUCCACUCCAAAAACAUGAGGGCAAAGUCAAAAAUGUAAGUGAAGAAUUUGCCACUUAUUUGCUGUAUGCUAAUAUAGGAGAGGGGAAUUGGUUCUGGCCAGUGGGCUGGAUCCAGAAUUCCCCCACUCUUUGUGGGCUGCUUUGAUGGAUGGGUAGGGCUGCCUACCUGUCAGUCACCUGGUGUCUUCAGGAGAUUCAACUUCAAAGGAAGAAUCAGAGGUGUGUUCUAAAUGCAUUUCUGAUACUUCCUUUCUUCUUUUGUAGCCAUGCCUUGAACUGAAGCUGCAGAAGCAAAGGAAGAAUCAGGAGCACCAUCUAAAUGUGCUCUGGAUUCUUCCUUUCUGGUUGUAAUUUGGUGUUUUUUGAAUAUGAUGUCAGGUGAUGGACAGGUGGAUGUGGGCCAAAUUGGGAGGCCUGGCAGGUACACUUAGGGGGCUUAAGGUUCCCCACUGUUGUGAUAAUGCUCUACAUUUAGUUUGCUUGUUAAUUUGUAUUCUGCCUUUGGUCCAAGUUGCCCAGAACAGUGUUUAACUUCUCAACAACCUUGCAAGGAUUGUUCUACUGAGAAAUUGUCAUUUGUCCCAGUUAGCUUUCUGACAGCAUCAGGUUUUGAAUUAAAAUUUCCCAAACACAACGUCAGCUUGUUUAAAAGUUUGUAAUGUAGAAAAUCCUUAGAAUUAAGGGGAAAUGAACAUCUUUAAAAACAAACAUGUGGAACAGAGAUUAAAAUGACUUCGCCAAUAAAGUAGUUUUUGUAACUUAAAAUAGGAAGCUUUCCUGAGAGCUGCUUACAAUCUAGUUCCUCUUAAGCAUAAUUGAUUGCUCUAAGAGCUGGCCAUUAUUCGCAUAAUUGAUACUUCUAAUUCCACUUAUAAACUCAUAGUAUUCCCAGUUUCCUUGCCUCAAAAUUUAGCUGAGCAGUGUGUAAUGCAAACUUGCAGAUUAUGAAGGAAGUUGUAUGGAAACAGAAUUUCAAGUAGGUUUCCUGUGACCAGGAUUCAAGGAACUGCAUAUCUCCAGUCAAGGGAGCUGUACCUAGCUCAUAAAAUGUACAACUCUUUUCUUUGGGCCACAGAAAGCCGUGUCUUAUUACAAACUCUAUAUGGUUUUGAAAGGUUUGCCAGGCAGUAUGCUGAGAAUUGUCAGGUGGGGGGUGGAGGGUGGGAACAGUUCUAAAAACCCCAUUCAACUUUUGGAAUUACCGGUAGUUGUAGUUCUUUGGGUCCUGGCCUACUAUGUCUGUUAUUUUUUAAUAACCUACUAAAAAUGUUUGCGUUCUUAACUUUAAACCCACUAAUUUAUUCAGUAAACAAAUCUAUUUUCACACUUAACACAUACUCUGUUUUAAUUUUUUUUUAAACAGACACCAAAUCCCGCGGCAAGCGAGUUUAUUCCUAAAGGAGGAUCAACCUCCCGACUCAGUAAUAUGUCACAGUCAAAUAUAUCUGCCUUCUCUCAAGCCUUGUUCUCUCAUCCUUCCAUGGGAGGUCCUGCAAACGCUGGGCUAGCUCCAGGUAAGCUUAGAGUAAUUUAUUUACACUAGCUUAUGAAUCACAGUAGCACUAGGGAAGCUUAUUCCAUCUAGGAACCGACUCUUCCUAAGCUCUAUUUAUUUAAAGUCUUACAUAGCAGCUGUGCCAUCUUCAGGCGUUUGCUAUCAGUUUUGUACCUGCACUUUGCACAUUUCAGCACCUUAAGUGUAAUUCUUGCAGCCGUCAAGGUUUCCUGCAGCAUCUUAGCAUUACCAAGUUUUAGAAGGAGCUUGUAAUCUUUGUUUGCAACCGUUAUUUAAGGGGUCUCUCUUAACUAAAUUCAUUUUCAGAAUAUUUAGAACUAUCAUUAACAUUUUAUCUGAAAAAUGGAAGUACAAGAUUAUCUUGGAGGUAUAAAAACACCAACCUACCAGGCAAAGGACAACUCCCCACCUCACCUCCAAAGCCUAUGAAUAGCUCCCAGCAAAGAUAAUAUGUGAACAUGUUUAAAGCCUAUAAACCAGGAAGACUAGAUCAGACUAGAUCAGGGUAGUCAACAUUUUUAUACCAACAGCCCACUAGUGCAUCUUCCUUGAUGGUAAAAUUUCCUUACCGCCCACCAGUGCUCGAUGGAAGGAGGAUUCAGCUUGUGCCAUAGAACCCCCUACCGCCCACCUAGAAUCCUGAAACACCCACUAGUGGGCGGUAGGGACCAGGAUGACAACCCCUGGACUAGAUUAUAUGCAUUCAGGGCUGUUGGAAGGAAGGAAGGAACUUCUAAGUAAAAACGAUGGAGAAGAGCAGUGAACCGAGUGUGCGGGAAGCAGGACGCCGCCCUCUAUAAAAGAUUGACAAAUGAAACAUCACACAUUGUUAAAGCAAUAAUGUGAAGAUAAUAGUAAGUGAGCAAGAAGAAUCUAAGGUUAUGGGACCACCUGUUAAAAUGGAAUAACCCGGCUUUGGGGGCAGAGUUGCUUUCAAAGUAGUACUAGGUACAUUAAUUUUCUAAUUGUCAGUUUCAUCUGCUAUAUCUUGUUAGAUAAUAUCGUUGGGAAGGAGUCGUUUAACAAGCCCUGUAAGUGGAAGAUCCCCACAAUCACUUGCACUUGCACAUGACUUUCUUAACUUGUCCCUUGCUCCCCUUCCCCCUCCCCCCAAAAAUAUAUGGCGUGGGGGGCGGGUUGGUUGGAAAAACUCUCAGGGGAGGGGAGAUUGUUUCCAUCGGACAAACUGAGAUGCUUGCACAGAUGUUAAUGCUGGCCAUAUCUCAACUUUGAAUUCCACCCUUUGUUAUCUUGUGAGCCACCCUGAGAUCUUUUGACGUAAAUCUAAUAAAUAAAAUAAUUUGUUUCCAUAUGAUCGUGGCUGUAGGUCACAUACAUGACUGCAGAAACUUUAGCUACCUCAGAGUUUUCAGUACCCAGGUUUGGGGAAGUGGGUGGAGGUGGCUAAACAGGUUUAUAUUUGCAAUGUGCAGUAUGCAAACAAGUUCUCUAGAUAGCAUAGCUCUUAACUCCAUGUACCAUGGAAAUAGCAUCUCCGUUUUUCAUGCUGCAAAGCAGCUGCCUUAUUCUCUAGUGCAGACAAAAACUAGUUUCACUUUCAAGUUUGGGGCAAUCAGCGACAUUUAUUUUAAAAAGAGGUCUAUUGUCAGACCCAUCUUAGGGAAGCAACCUUAGCCUGUCUUGCAUGAUGGGAAAUAAUUGAGGAUUGAGGAGGAAAAUUAAGCCUCAGAGUUUUAUCAUAAGUAGUUACCUUGAAAAUAUGAAUCUGCCUUAAAUGAAGUCCAUUUAUCUGCAUAGUCCAGUGCUGUCAACUCUGGCAGUUUCUCUCCAGGAUGAUGCCUAGGAUUUUUCCAAAGCCUUUCUGCCCAGAAAUGUCAUGGAUCUUAAACCUGGAUCUUGUUCAUACCAAGGUUUUUCUUUAGCAGUGAGCUAUGGCUUUUCCUGUGUGCCCCCUCCUUUCUGCGGCAGCACCUCAUGCCUCAUACUGCUUUAAGAAGGGGGCUGAGAAGCUUCUAUGAAUAGCACACAUGGUGCUUUGAAUCCUACAGUUUGUUUUUAUUUAAGUUUGGAAAAAACACUUAACAUCCAUAAUCAUAGUCACAGGAAACAUUGUAGUUUUAUAGUAUGUAUGUAUGUAUGUAUGUAUGUAUGUGUAAAUAAAUAAUAGAAUGCACAUCAUAUUUGGUUUCAGUGCUGAGUAAGUAGUACCUAGUUAAUAAAUUUGUCUUGACACUGAGUAUAGUAUGGUUAGUUUGCGUAAUCAUUGCAACCUGGUGGUGGUUUAAAAAAUAUAUAUAUAUUCUGUGUAGGUGUCUAUAUAAAUCGUUACAAAUUAUAUGGCACAGACCUCAGUAUUUUCCUUUCAGAUGAUUCUAGUUUGGUUUAAAUAAGGCGUGGGGAAUGUUUUUAGCUCCAUGGGCCAGAUUCUUAUAAGGAUCUGCCUUGCAGGGCAAAUUUUGACAGGUGUCAGUCAACUGAUACCAGGGAAUUUGGUGCUUUGAAGUCCCAGGAUUUCAAAGCAGGCAACAAGGCUGUGAAAGUGAAGGCUUCUUCCUUCCUUUUGCAGGAAAAACCUUUCCUUUAGCAGCGCCUUGCUGUCUGCUACAUGCACAGUCAAAAUGAGCAGGUUAGGGGGCAUGAUAGUUGCCUGCAGGUAAACCUCAUGUACCCAGACCAAGCAGGAUCCCCCUCAAUACAUCAGCCAAUGCACCAUUGGGUGGAGGGGAUCAUGCUUAGCAAAGGGGGGCGUUGCAUAAGAGAGCUUCCUGCAGGUUGCUCUCUUGUAUGCCUGGACCAAGCAGAAUUGCCCUCCUUUCACAUCAGGGUGGUUUAAGCAAGCGGGCAGGUGGUUGCAGUGGAGAAGUAGAGCAGACUCUUCUCCCUUACCCUUCUGUCACUGGCUCUUCUUAAAGACAAAGUGCAAGUUACUCCAAAUAGUCCUUUUACAAAGGGCUUUUAUCACUGCUCAUCAGUGAUGAGCAGGGAUUAAAUCCUGCUGUUUUGGCUGCAUGAUCCUGUUCCUUGCUUGGGAAUAGGCCAUACAGCUAAUGUAGGAGGAAUAAACCAUCUCCUCCCAUCCAUCAGCUGUCCGGUGGGUGGAUGUGGUUUGGAGUAAUUGGCCUGACAAGCCAAUCUUGGCCCACCAAUUGGAAGUUCCCCAUCCUUGGUUUAAAGAGUACUGUGGCAGUACCUGGCGCUUUUUGUCUGCCAUAGCAAAGUGGCACAAUUAGAUGGAGUUGUAAUUGAAUAGCUUGAAAAUGUUGCAAAUAUUUGCUGUUGCUUUUCUCACCCUUUGGGCAAAAGUUGGUAUCUUUGUGGCUAACCAUUUCAUUUGAAUCUUACAUGUAAACUGGGAAGUUUUAAAACACCUUGUCCAGCUGUCCCAGGUCUGUUUUUAUCUGCAAGGAAAUAUACCCCCCACCCCAAGCCUUGGAGUCUGUUAUGGCUGCAAAUGCCUUUUCACUGCAAGUCUUCUUUUUUCCUUUUAUUUUCAUAAGGAAUGUCAUUGUCAGCAGGAUCUUCUCCCCUUCAUUCCCCUAAAAUUACUCCUCACACGUCUCCUGCUCCUAGACGAAGAAGUCAUACACCAAACCCAGCAAAUUACAUGGUGCCUACUAGUGCCUCUACGCCAGUUACUAAUGCUGUCUCCCAGCCGCCAGCUGCUGGCCAGGUGAUUCAGAAGGAAACUGUGGGUGGCACAACCUAUUUCUAUACUGACACAACUCCAGCACCUGUAACUGGAAUGGUGAGAAUUCCGUUUUAUUUAUGAAGGUAUUUGUUAUAAUCCAUAAAUUAAUGCUGGUAUUCCAUAUAGUAAUUACCACAUUUCCAAGCUUGAUUUGCAUCUUGGCUGUUCCUGUUGACUGCCACUGUGGCUUCCUUUUCUGUCUUGCAAAGCUUUCCUAUUUGCACACAGUUGGAGAAAUAAUUUAUAUACUGCCCUUUAUCUCAGAAUAUUAUAUUAUUAACAAGUAAAUAAUAAAACCACAGGGCAGUUUACAGUAUAAACACACAGAAAUACAUAACAUACCAAGAAACUAAACAACCUGCAUGAGGCCAUAGACCAUUUAAUUAGCCAAAGGCCUGUCAGCAAAGGAAUAUUUUGGCCUGGCACCUAAAUAUUUGUAAUGAAGGUAUCGGAUUAGCCCCCCCUGGAGAGAGCAUGGCACAGAGAAGGGCUCGGAUGAUGAUCUCAGGGUCCAGGGCAGUUCAUAUGGGGAGAGGUGGUCAGAAUAAACCAUGGUUUAUCAUGAUGGGAAUGAACCUACAUGAGCCUUGGACUUAAGUAUGGCUGCAAGUAAGAGUGGAAGCUUCCUAUUUCAAUUAACUUUCAUUUAGCAUUCUAUCCAAACCCUAAACUGGUCAAUAAUUAUGGUUUGAAAUUGGCUUUUUUCCAUACAAAGCUUAGUUUGAAUGAUAUGAAAAACUCCAGAAACAGAAAUGAAAGCUUCCAAACUCUUUCAUCUGUGUAGUAGAAGAGUACGUGAGUCUGAGGCUUGUUGAGUCUCCUUCCUUUCAUGAUAAACUGAUUAAAGAGCAGUAUGGGGAGAGCCAUAGGUCUGCUGUCGAUCACAUGCUUUUGCAUACGCAAUGUUCUAGGUUCUGUUCCUUACAUCUUCAUUUAAACUCUUUCUGGUAGCCAGGGAAAGAUCUCUGGCUGAGACCUUCUUGCCUACUGGAGUAGGCACUACUAGACCAGAAAGACCAAUGAUCAGAUUCUGUAGAAGGCAGUUCCAUGUUCUCUAGAAAUCUAGGAGCCUAGACUAGGUGGCAUCAGAGAUUCCUUCUAUGUGAGAUUGUAUGCGCAGCUUUGUUGGCUUUUUAUUUUAAGGCCAUUGCCCCCUAAGAAAACCAGACAUGCUCUCUGACAUGGCAGAAUCUGUUGUAUCUUGAGCCCUUAGGCCAGGUAACAGCAGCGUUUGGCAAACUUUGUGCAUGACUUGGGUAGUUUGCCACCAUGAUGCUUUCAUUAGAAUGUUAGAUACUUUCUUAAGUAUAAGAUAAAUACAACCUAUUCCGCCACCCACUCUGUUAGUCUUUAUAGUCUAUCUAUCUGUCUAUCUAUGUUACCCCACUGUUCAGCUCUGAGAAUCUAGGCUAGUGACACUUAAAAGAAUUAAUGAACAAUAACAGCAUCAGCUUAAAAAAAUUAAUUUCAAAAAAUAUAACACAAAAAGUUGAGUAAGUAUCAGUUUAAACUAAAAUUCAAUGAAGGAUUAAAGCCUGGGCUUGGUACCAAUCAGUUUCAGCACCAUGCUCCUCCAUGAAUGGGGUGGUGCUACCACUGAAGACUCCCAAGCUGCCACCUGCCUUAUCUCCCUAAGCCAGGGGCACUCUGAGAAAGGCUUUUGAGGAUGGUUAUAGGACAUGUGCAGGCUUGGGGUGUGCAUUUUAUGUAGCCCUUAUUACCUAACCAGAUUCUUAUUCCUUAUGCUGACCCUGUACUAAUAUUUUGCACACUUUCCAUACAAACUUAUUUUUCUCCCAGAAUUUCAAGUUUGGAUUUUGAAAGUAAUUAAUUCAAAUGCUGAUGACUUUGCAGCCGCAACCAUAAGUAUACACCCAUAAGUGUGCUCAUCCUUUUUCUGAUAUGGCUUCUGUGGAACCACUUCAGAGGGCUUUUAAAAGAUCUCAUAACUUUUCAAAUCCUAAAAACUGUCUGUUCCAAAUUUUAUCUUCAAUAGGUGUUCCCAAAUUACCACAUUUAUCCUCCAACUGCGCCUCAUGUUGCUUACAUGCAGCCAAAAGCAAAUGCACCUUCCUUCUUCAUGGCAGAUGAACUCAGACAGGUAAGUUCUUUCUAGUAAAAUCCUAACAGAUUUCCUUCCACCACAAAAUUUCUCUGCCACCUUCCACUUGCCCAAAGUUAUCUGCAAUGCUGUAUCAUAAAAAAAGAACUUCUUUCCUGGGGAAAUUAAUGAGAUUUAAGUUAGCAGGUAAAAUAGGUAUAUAAAAACAGAAUUGAUGGUGUUUGGGAUAUGUGUCCUCUUUGGCUGCAAUCUUAUGCACACUUGCUUGGGAGUAAAAAUACCUUUUACAUCUUACCUUUGCCAACCACACCAUGGCAGAAGUCUGUGCAAAAGUUAUUCUUGUUAGCAGCAGGCCUAACUUUUUAAAGAUUUCCUACACACCCAGUAUUGGCAGAACAGAUGAUGAAUCAAUUUGAAGCAGGGUUGGCUUACUGUCUCUCAGAUAUUGUUGGAAUACAACCCCUAUCAUCCCUGUCUGCUGGUCAUGCUGGCUGGGGCUGAUGGUAUCUUUGCUACAAGGUGACUUUUUCAAAGCCAUCCAUGCCAUGGAAAAUGCCUUAUUAAAGAAACUUAACCCACUGCCUCUUCACCUUUUCCAUAUCUGCUUUUUGGAGUGGGCUGCCAAGUAUGUCUGUUCUUGCUGUGAUAGUUUGAAACCUUAGGGCUCUUCCUGCAGCAUUGCAAUUUGUCUUGCCUGCCUCACUGCAAAUUUAAAGCACUUUCUGUUAUAUCAGACUCCAUCUGGCGAGACUGAGUUAGAACUCAAAAUCAUCUCAGUAAAUUGGAAACAUUUUCAGCAAAAAGUAGAAACUUAAUAGGCACAAAUGCAAGUCUCUUCUUUACUAGAAACAGAUUGCUGCCAAAGAAAUGUGGGUCAGUCAAGUAACAAUACGGAAAAGGGCCUUAACCUUAGUUUAAAACAAAGUUUGCCUACGCAUCACUAUAUGGCCUUGCAAAAUAAUCACGAGGGAUAUAAAAGGCGACUUCUGUACUCUGUGCUGUGUUCUGAUUUGUUGAGACCUUUGGAUUACCAUGUUCAGUACAUAGUUUACUAGCCUGCUUUUUACUCAUUAGAAGUCUGAUGGAGAACAGGUCAGCCUGGGCUCCUUUGGGAGGAAGGUCAGAACAGAAAUUUCAUAAACAGAGUUCUGUCCUUCCCCCAGCCGCACACUCACUUUCCUGGAUGCAAUUCUUCAUCAUUUAUCAUGAAUUCAAAGCCACUCCUGAUUGCAGUGUGAUAGAAGAUAGGAGUUGUUAAUGUCUGCCAUUGAGCAGAGUAGAUUGAGAGUAGCUUCAUUAGUGUUCAGAUGAAAUGAUGGUUGCCCUGAGAAGGAUAGAGACUGGCAAUGUAUAUAUGGGGGACAAGAAAUAAAACUUGAACUGCAGUCUUGGCUAGGCUUUAGAAAUACCAUUCUACAAUGAAAGAAGAGCAGAACCUUGGUUCAGAUUCCCCAGGAUGCAGAGGUCUGUGGUGGAGUUACCUGAAGAUCAGGUUUGACAAACAAUUCGAUGGGGCUGGUUCAGGCGGGUUCAGUAGAUGAACUGACUGAGUGACUAUAGGGUCUCUUAAGGGUUGCUUCCAGCCAUGUCCUUAGACAAGGGUAGCUUUAGUUAGGGAUUCUGCUUCUAUAAGGGGGUUCUGAUAGUCCAAGUCCUUUUUCAGGUCUGUUUCUAUGGUUUUGUGAUUAACCGAAGCAGCAUAUAAGAAACAGCAAACUAGAAUUUCAUGUCCUUAUUGGUAAGACUGCCAAAAUGUAUUCCUAUAGGAGCUGAUCAACAGACACUUAAUUACAAUGGCUCAGAUAGAUCAAGCAGAUAUGCCUGGUAAGUAACUAAAGAUCCUGAAUUUAAAUUGCAUUUUUAAGCCGGUCUUUUGCUUGCUGUGUUUGCUACCGCAGUUAGAUAUAUGAAUAAUCAAUUUGCAUAUUAAAGCAAAGCCAUUCUGAAUGCAGGAUUGAAUAUAAUCCAGUGGAGUCUCUGUAUUAGGUUCUUUCAAGCUCCUUUUCAAUGUAUUUAUUCAGUAGUGCACAAUCCAAACUUUAUUUAUUUAUUUAUUUCUUUAAAUAAUUUGUAUAAUGCAACCCUGAGGAAAUGUUUGUUAUGUGGAUGACACAGUCUGUGAAAAUAAGUACUGUACAAAAUCUCUUGUGCUUCAGUGGAUCUCUUCUGUCUUUUGUUUAUUUGUUUUUCUUCUUCAAAAAACAAAAUGCAUCAUAUUUGAAAUUCAAAGUGAUAUAUAACAAAAAGUUUUGCAAAAUGACAUCAUAAUAACGUAUGAAACUAGGUUUGCUGCAGACAUGGCUGGGAUCACUCCUUUGGGGUGGCCUGUCUGAAUAAAAACGUCUUCGGUUCUUAAUGAGUGCCAGUUACUGCACUUGAUUUAGAUGUGAACUGCUAUACUGAAUCUCAUCAGGGUGCUCCCAAGACAAAUUUAACAAUGUCUCUGUGCAUAAGGCUCUGUCAGGUCUCCGAUUUUCCCAUUCAGUGCAUCAAAGUCUACAAUGUGUUCAACAAGUCAGGAAGAAAAGCUUGCCUUAAACUGGUAAUGUAAAAUUAAAACUCCCAUAAGUAUCUUCUAGUAGAGUUUACCCUUCAGGUUUACACACUCUUUCCUACCCCAUCUAUAAAAUAUGUGAAUCAGUAUCUUAGUGCAAAUACUGAACACGCUUUUCUUCAGUAUUGGAGAUUUCUGAAUUUUCCAAAGCAAACCUGCGUGUUGUGGUAAAAGUUGUAUAGGAUUUGCAUCAAAGUUUGUUGUCAGAGCUUUGUUACAGUCUUCUAAACCUGUGUGUGUGUGUGUUGUCUUGUCUUGUCAUUGAAUUGCUUUGUCUAUAAUAACUCUUUUCUUCAUAAUUUUAAGUAGUGUCUAAUGUAUUUCCGUAAACUGGUUUAGCUGUCCCAACAGAAGUUGACAGCUACCACAGCCUUUUCCCUUUGGAGCCACUGCCACCACCCAAUCGGAUACAGAAAACAAGCAACUUUGGGUAUAUAACAUCAUGCUACAAAGCUGUAAAUAGCAAAGAUGAUCUGCCAUAUUGCCUUCGGAGGAUACAUGGUGAGGGAAAUUACAAGUUCUCAUAUUUUAAAAAUUCAGUUCUACCAGUACUUAAGCCUUAAAACAUUUGUGUUUCUUUGUCAAUAAACCUCAAACUGGAUUUAAAAUCAAAUUGUUCCUUUUAAAUAAUGGAAUGGAAUUGGGUAUGGCUAAUAAGCCAUAAAGGAGACUAUGAUCAGAUGUGUGUUUUUGGGGUUGUGUCUUUUGCUCGCACUCUGGUACUUUAGAAUAAAUGUGCAAGCGACAUUAAAAUAGUCAAAAAUCUUUGAAAUGUGAAAGAUUUUCUUUCUCAGGUUUUCGUCUUGUUAACACAAAGUGCAUGGUGCUGGUUGACAUGUGGAAAAAAAUCCAACACUCAAACAUUGUCACAUUGCGAGAAGUAUUCACCACUAAAGCAUUUGGAGAACAUUGUAAGUUUCUUAUUUUUGAGAUGUUAGCCAAUCGUAUUGGAAGACUUGCAUCAAUUGCAUAGCUAAUUCUCACCUCGGACUUUUUUUGAAAAGCUCUUGUGUUUGCCUAUGACUUCCACGCUGGAGGAGAGACUAUGAUGAGCAGACACUUCAAUGAUCCUAGUGCUGAUGCCUAUUUCACAAAAAGGAAGUGGGGUAAGGCCAGCAAAUGAGAUCUAUGUUUUUGUUUUUCCAGUGGACAGAAAUUAGGGAACUACAGUUGAAUUAUUGUAACUUUGCAUUGUACAUAGCUUUGCUGCAGUUUAGGCUUCUUGAAGUGUUCAGAACAUAAUGUAUACAUGGCAGUUGUGCUGGUUAUUGCAAACUGGUUUUGAUGCUGCAUUCACAUUGGGCUUUCAGUGUAAUACUCUAUUCCUGUAGGUAAUAUAGUUUGCUGGAUCAGGUUGGAGGACAUUACUCUCUUAGGGUAUGGCACCCCUCUCUAGUGAUGACAAGCAGGGUCCUAGAAAGCAUUUAGCGUCCAAAUGGGAGUCACCUCUUUUCCUUUACAGCAAAAAAUCUAAAGGAAAGGGGAGAGAAAACAACCCAAAGGGGAAAGCCUGCACUGACAAAAAGACGGGGGGAGGGAGGUAUCUUGCACUGAAACCCCCACGUUGCUAGGGGGCAAGAGGAAACAAAGGGGAAUGAGAGGCAGUUCAGACAUGCUAAAAGAAGAUUCUCAGAUUUAAGGCAAAAAGAAGGCCAGCAAACAAGCCAGGAAGAAGAAGAAGAAGAAGAAGAAGAAGAAGAGUUGAUUUGAUAUCCCGCUUUAUCACUACCCUAAGGAGUCUCAAAGCAGCUAACGUUCUCCUUUCCGUUCCUCCCCCACAACAAACACUCUGUGAGGUGAGUGAGGCUGAGAGACUUCAGAGAAGUGUGACUAGCCCAAGGUCACCCAGCAGCUGCAUGUGGAGGAGCGGGGACCGAACCCGGUUCACCAGAUUACAAGUCCACUGCUCUUAACCACUACACCACACUGGCAAGCCUCCGAGGAGAGCAAGCCAGACCCAGUCAUUCCCAACCACAGACUGGGUUGGCCUGAUGAGUGGGGUGGCCCUCCCACCAGAUAGGAGGCAAAAGACUUUCUAGGACCCCACCUGUCAUCACCAGAGAGAGCUGUCAUUCCCUAUCAGAGGAACGUCCUCCAUCCCAAUCCACAAACUAGAAUUCACAGUAAGAAUUCCCAUGAAGACUAAGGUAUUCAAUGCAUUCGUUUUUUCACCCUAAGGACUUUUGACUGUACAGUGAAAGUUCUCUUCCCUCUCCUUUUUCAUUCACCCCAUAAAUCUGAUCUGAGUUUCUCCCAACCCUUUGGAGCAUGGUGGGUUGAGUUCAGUUGAUUGCAGUGUGGCUUGGGGGUUUUUUUUUUUGCGGGGGGUCCUAGGUUGUUGGGUCAGGUUAGCCAUUUGUAUUGGUGGUGUGGUUUUUUAAAAAGAAGCAUUUGUACAAAGGGCAAAACUUACGGAACGUAACUGUGUGUGUGUGUAGAAACAGGGUUUUGUUGUAUUUUUCUCAUUUCCUUUAAUUUGCAUUUGGCAGCACAAGGCUUCGUAUUAAGAUAGGGUCUCUUAGUACAUUGUGCUUUAAACAGCUUCAUCACUUGUUAGUAAAACUGGUAUUUGACAGUUAAAGGAAGAGAAUUGUGGUUACAUGGUGGUUUUUCCACAUUGUAUUCUGCUGUCACCAUGUGGUUAGUCUUUUUUUUGCCUUGUCAUUUGUUAACACCAUCCAGAAUUUUAUUGUCUAGGAUGUGGUAUAUUAAAGUUUUCUGACAAAUGAAUGAAGGCAUAACAGGUUCGGUUUAUUUCUGCACUGAACACCUGUGAACCAGGGGCUACUGGUGCCACGGUUAACAUCCCUUGAAUGUGGCAGCCCCUGUUGGUUUGAGCAGGAAGUUGCUUAUCUUCAAACCGGAACAAAAACCCAAACCACUAGAGGGGAGGCAGGGGGGAGAUGCAGAAUUGAAAGCAAACAUUUAAUGUGAUCAGGCUUACUGAAAGAAACAAAAUCCAUUUUUAACCAGUUUCUAGAUGUACUAUUGAUUUCACACAACGGACUGAACCAGUUUUCCACAAAUCCACAGCAGAUUGAAGGCAGCAGUGUGUGUUUCCUAAAUUGCUGUGUUUUGUAGUUACUAAAAGUAUUUCCUCAUUCAGUAUUGCUUGUGUAAAGAUCUUCACUUUUGUCAGGCUAAAAGUAGAAAGUUUAUUCCGGAAAUGCUGUAUUUCUGAAUGUGCUCAAGAGGCAUUUGUAUGCACAUCUGUGUGACCCAUCAAGGUCGGUUAGAUUAUAAUUGUCUGAAGACCCUCACACAAGUAUGGCAAACUAAAGGGGGGGGGAUACUCCCUGCAGUUAAAGUGCACUUCAGGGGGGUAGUUGCAGGAGAAAGGUCAUGGCAAAUGGUAUGUUUGCACUGCACAGUAGCUAAACUGCUCUGGUACCAAACACCAAAGCUGCUCUUCAAACCUGGGGUACUAAAGAGCUAUUUGUGGGAAGUGAUCUUUGAGUGGAAUUCCUCUUGAGGGCAAUGUGCAUGAUACAUGCCUUUGAAUCACAACUCAGAUCUACAUUGUAUUUGGGCUUCAUUAUUCACAGUUUUGGCAUUAACAAACACACCCAAACACCAUUCCUUUUCUUCAGAACUCACGUCGUAUUAACCUGCUUGGCUAUCUUUGAAAAAGAUGGGGAGUUUUUGAAAGAUAAUAGCUGUAGUAUAUUGCCAGAAGUACAUUAUUUGCUCAGCAAAGUGCUUGAUUCAUUGAAAGGUUCUUAAAGGGUUACUGUCAAACGUCAGUCCUGAAACAAAACCUUAGGACGAAAAAUGUGGAGUGUUCCAAAUCUAAUGAGUCAUAGUAUUUGUUGCUUGUGCAUUUGAGCAUAUGUUUUAAACAUGCGAUGGGAUUUGGGUUCAUUAACUUGGAUACCUUUUUUGUUUUUAUAUGGAAAUGAAGAAACAACAUUGAUUCUGAUGUAGUAUGAAUAAGGGCUUUGGCAGUGUAUCUUUGCUUCUUUGCUUGCUUGGUACAUUUGGAGAGCCCUGCUCGCUGUCAGGCCAGUAGCCCAUCUAAUCCAGUCUGACAUAAUAUAUAACUAGAAAUGCUUGUGAUAAGGUCACAAGCAGGGCAUGGUGCCAGUAAUGCUGCCCCUUUGCUGCCAUCCAGCAACUGGUGCUCAGUGGCACACUGCCUCAAACAUUAAUAUUCUGCUAAGCCAUCUUUGCUAAUAGCAAUUUAUGGGUAAACAAAUGCAUAAUCCACCUUUAAAGCUGCUUAAGCUGGUGGACGGUGCAACAUCUUGUGGCAGCCAGUACCAAAAAUUAAUUAUGAUACACUAAGGGAUUGUAGCUGCACAAUAAAAUUCCACCUUUAUACAGUCUGUCUUACUUUUAGUACAAUUAAAAGUAAAACAAAACGGCAGUUGUAAUUGGGUUGGGUGGGUUGUUCUUACAAUUGCCAGUUGCUUUGAAAUAAAGCAGAUAAUGAUUUUAAUUAACUAGCAUUUUGAAAGAAAUUUUGUAUUCAUUAUCCAAACACUUACACAGCUGAAAGUUGUAGAUUUCAUUCAUUUCCCAUUCUUCUGAUAGGUCAGCAUGAUGGACCUUUGCCACGGCAACAUGCGGGGUUGUUGCCAGAAUCCCUGAUUUGGGCCUACAUUGUGCAGCUCAGCUCUGCAUUGCGGACCAUUCAUACAGCAGGAUUGGCCUGUCGGGUAAUGGACCCCACCAAGAUUCUGGUAACUGGAAAAACAAGGUAACUUGAAAUACGUUUUACCAUUGCAUUGUUGAUAAUCCAAGGUGGUGAAGCCAGCUAAAUUUUAGGAACAUAGAUGCAGAGCUUCUCCCCAAGGGCAAGCUUGUUUUGGAGCGAGAAAAUAGAAAUGGUGCUAUUCCCCUAGUUUGUGAAAACUGUAGCCACGAAACCUGCCAAAGUUCAAUUGAACAAAGCCAGAGGCUAUCGUGCUAGGUGAUUUUACAUUCAUUUUAAAAUACUGGAUAAGUCUCGUCUGGUUGUAGCUGGUUUUUUCUCGCUGUCCUUGCCCCUUCCUGAAAGUAUGUUCUGUGAAAUAAAAUAAAAAAGGAGAGAGCUAUGAUUUUUGUUUGUUAGGGAAAAAAUGAUUUGGAAAGAAGGCCACCUAGAUAGUCCAACUCUGCCACUUGCACGUUUAUUCUCACAGUCAAAACACUGAGAAUGACAGUCCAUGUUUACUUCCACAUCCCUCCCCCUUAUCACUCUGAUUGGAGGGCCCCCAGAAAAUAAAUCACCGUGAUUCAAAGCUGCACCUGUUCAUCAGAACAAAAGAUCCCCCCCAGACACACUCAGAAACUUUGGGAGUCUCUUAUCCGAAUCAAGACACCUUGGCAAUGCUCUGAGAACCUUUCCUGCAUCAUCCCAAUUUUCCUCAUAAUUUGGGGUGUGCACAGAAUCAGUGCACCCUCAUUCUACCCUCACAGAUUGAUAAACCAUUGGUAUUAAUACCAGUUUGUUAGCAAAACUUUGCUGAUGUAACUAAAAAAGUCGCAGAGCAAGUCUAACAAGCAGACUAAGGAGUUUUAUAAUUCUCUUCUCCUAUAUAAUCCUUCUCCCGUCAAGGUUGCGAGUGAACUGCGUUGGAGUCUUUGAUGUGUUAACAUUUGAUAACAGCCAAAACAAUCCCCUGGCCCUCAUGGCCCAGUAUCAGGUAAGAUCACAAUAUUGUCCCCUUUACUUCAUGUUAUUUGGUUAGUGAAUAUUCAUCAAUGAUUGCAUUAUUUUUAUCUUGCUUUUUCCCUUCCUUAAGAACAUUUGGUGUUGACAUGCUUUUCUUUACUUUGGAUGAACUUUAUUAAAGCAGCCUCCUCUACUGGUAGCAUUAAAACAUAAAAUAUUUGCCUUUACAUAUAGGCAAGGACUGCUGUUCAUUAGUUGCCAUUACAAUUUAUGCCGCACUAGCAGUGCUUUGCAAAGUUUUGGAAGCAAAAUGCAGGCAAGUCCCUGCCUCUGUAACGAACUUACAAUCUAAGAUAGAGAGUGCGUGGAAAACAGAUUAGAGCAAAGGGUAGUGAGGAAUACAUUUGAAUCAGCGAUAUCAAACUUGGGUAUAUUGUGCAUAAAUUUAAAGAAAUGUCUCAUCCUUUCUAAAACCCUCUUCAACAACAACCAAUAAUGGGAGAUGGGAGGAAGUCUAGCUGAUUCUCAGAACUAAAGAAACACCUUAGCUUUGUCAACAACAAUCACACUAACUUCUUCCAGAUGGAAUAGAGAGCAAGCAAGUUUGCCAUAAAACCAAGUUGUUUUUUCUUCUUUGUCCUUAACUUUCCACUAAAUGAAAAACACCUCAGUCCAGCCGGUAAAGCACAAUAUAUAUUGUUAAGUUUACAACUGUUUUACAUGUUCACCUCUUUGUUUGGAAAGGAUUCUCUUCACCUGUUGGCAGAAAAGUGAGAGGGCUGUGUAGGUAGGCAUACAUACUUUGGACAUCAACUUUAGGAAAAUAGGGCCAAUUGUUCCUGUGAAGUACUGCAUUCAAAAAGCCAAUUAAUUGUUUUAGGACUUGAAACUUGAAGACAAAGCACCACUAUAUGCUUUUGCAAUGCAUAUAUUUGUAAAUUUAAUUUUUAAAAAAAUCUGAAAAGAAUAUUUAGCUUUCCAAGGUAUGUAUAGUUGCUUGAAGUGUAAGUUAAGGGAGGGGGAGGGAGAAAGCAAACUGGAUGUUGGGAUUGAUGGAGAAUAGUGAAUUGACCUGCUCACAGCCCUAGUAGCUUAUAGUAAGUGUUCUAAAAGGGGAAUAACAUUUGUGGGGAGGGACACAUGUCCUGAGGUUAAUGUCCUCCCCGCCUUGCACUGUACACUUUCGGGUGGAAAGAAAGAGAAAACGCCAUGGUUCUCAUUCUCCAAAGGCCUCCCCCUCUUAAACAACUAUUUAAAUGCGCAGAUUCAGGGCUGGCUGUCGGCACCAAACAAAGCCCUCUAGCUUUGCAUAGCACAGCAAAGAAAAAGGUAUCAGAACAGAAAAAAUGAAUUUUCUUCCUCUCUCCCCUCCCCCUCCAUAGUGAUGCAAAUUGGGUAAAGGAGAGAGUUUUAAGUGGAGCUGAACUUGAUUAUAUGGCAUCAUAUUUCUUAAAAGAAACAUAUGUGAUUAAGUGGUUUGUGAUAAUUUUUUUCAGUUUUGAGCAUUAUGUUAAAUUGGUCCCAUCUAAGGUAUUCUUAUCUCUCCCCCCCCCCCCCAAUGCUAGGAAAGCUAAUGAUAUUCUACUGACCCUGGUUAGACUUAUUUGUUCACUUUUCUUUAGCAAGCAGACUUGAUCUCCCUUGGGAAGGUGGUGUUGUCUUUGGCUUGCAAUUCUCUGGCAGGAAUUCAGAGGGAGAAUUUGCAGAAAGCAAUGGAACUGGUGACAAUCAACUAUUCCUCUGAUUUGAAGAAUCUUAUUUUGUAAGUUACUUUGAAAUCAACUUAUUUUUAAACUAGGCUAAAACGUGCCAGUGACAAUUUGCUUACGGUUUGUUCAUGCACAUUGUUAAAUUGGGAGUGGCGGUUCAUGUGAUGUUUCUACAUCAAAUGUGUGUGCACAAGAUCCUCUCUUCCGUGAUUAGUUUGACCUUGGUACAGCACCUAUGUGGAAGGAUUUCUGUAUGACUGUUCAGAUAUAGAGGGAUGGCGGUGAGUGGGGAAGGUGUAGGAAGAAAAUUAAUUUACCCUCCUAAUUAGGAACGUUGUGUAGCUGAAUCUCUUGAGUUGCUGUUGACUUGUGCUGAAAUUAGCAUGAACUUAAAAAAAAAUUCUUGUCCUUAACCUCGAACUUAAGCAUUUUUCAGAUCCUAAUAUAUUUGUUGUUAGUAAAAGACAGAGGGCCUUCUCGGUAGUGGCGCCCACCCUGUGGAACACCCUCCCUUCAGAUGUGAAGGAAAUAAGCAGCUAUCCUAUCUUUAAAAGACAUCUGAAGGCAGCCCUGUUCAGGGAAGUUUUUAAUAUUCAACGCUGUACUGUUUUUAACACUUGAUUGGGAGCCGCCCAGAGUGGCUAGGGAAACUCAGCCAGAUGGGUGGGGUAUAAAUAAUAAAUUAUUAUUAUUAUUAUCAUCAUAAUAUCGGAGUUCAAAUUCCCAUUCUGCCAUGAGGCAGUCGCAACCUAAUCUGCUUUACAAUAUUGUUGUGAGGAUAAAACAUUGGGACCAGGUGUGCUGCCUGAAGUUCUUGGAAGAAGAGCAGGAUAAAAGGAAAAAUGGAAAACAACUUUGCAGUACAUCAUCAGCCAGUCACAUAAAUAUAGCCUCGAAUGUCACCUCCUAAUGGUGCUACUGUCUUUCACAUAGCUGCAGUGGUGUUAAAUGUUCUGUAUAUGAAGUAGAGCUUUGUGCCAUAUUUUCGCUUUUAUAGAUUAAUAAAAUUAGCAUUCACAGAUGGAACCUCUCUUAAAAGAAACUUAUUUUUUUAGCCCUGUUUCUAAAGUAACUUUUAAAAACUGCCUUGUUAGGUAUUUGCUGACUGACCAAAACAGGCUUCGAAGUGUAAAUGAUAUCAUGCCUAUGAUUGGUGCAAGAUUCUAUACUCAGUUGGAUGCUGCCCAAAUGAGAAAUGAUGUAAUAGAAGAAGACCUUGCAAAGGUAAAUGCGAAGAUAAUGCACAUUCAUCUCUAUUUUCUUAGGGAAGCUGAUAUUGCCAACAGGUUCCCAAAGUCUGUAAAUGUAGUACGAUUGAGACCUGCCCAUCUUGCCAUAGGGUGAUGUACCCAUCUGCCCCCCCCCCAUUGCUGUUUAAAUGAUAAGGCAUUUGGGAAGAUACUGUGUUACAGAUCAGUGGUUUUCCAGCCUCAGAGUCUCCACAAAUUUCACUUUGAUCCAUACAUAUUCACAUACCUCAUUGGCUAAUAAUCCUAUUUAGUGGAAUGGUAAAGCAAUUAACUUCUGCCCAUUUUAGAAAGGCAAUGGUGAGAUGCAAGGUAUCUCAGCUAAGAUGCUAACUGGCUGGCAGUGUUUGAAACUCCCAUUUUUCUAGAUGCAUUUUGAGAUAGGCAAUUGCAUUAGCACGAGCAGUUUCUGAGCUUUGGAUGCAGUACUGCGCCUAAGAUUUAGGUUUAAACUGCAGAGUGGAAGGAAAGGAGGACCUUUUCCUGCCUUCCCACUUCCAGCUACUCGCUGAAGACUAGAGAAGAGACCCUCUUAAGAAUAUUAGGGGGGUGGGCAGGGGAAGGACUAGACCAUGUGAAAAAUGAACAUAAUAUUUUAGCUGCAGUUCAUUCAUUUUCAGCUUCGUAUUGUUGUUAUGAAAAAGCGCGCCUAGACAUUCCGUUGUUGUGCCCAUAACAUGGGUUUAAGGUGCCAUUUAGCUCCUAGCUUUCAUAUCUCAGUUUCUAACACUGCCUGCCGAAGGGCACCUUGCCCUGCAGUGGUCUUCAAAUAACAGCACUGAUUGGAGCUCAAAAUGGAUCUUGGAGGCAUGAUGGAAAUCGCUGCCCGGUGUUGUGAUACAGCCUUCUGAAAAAUGAAGGCAAACCUACUACUUAGAUCAUAAAGAUGUGGAGGUAUAUGAAAGUAUACUAGUCCUCCUCUGUUCUGUGAUUAUCAAGCAAGGUGUGAUUUCCUGAAUAGUCUUUUUUAAGAUUAAAAGUAGAUAAGGAGGUCUCUCUCCAUUUUGUAUGGAGUGCAAAGACUUAAGUUGAACUAAGUUCUCAUUAAAAUCAACAUGACAGACAUUAUUUAAGUCCCAUUGCUUUCAAGUGAAAUGUAAGUUUUAUCCCCCCCCCCCCCCCCUGGAUCUAACUGUAUGGUUAUUUGAUUAUAAUUUAUACUUUUAAUAGAAGAGCAAAAUGUAGUGAUUGUCAAGCUUUUAUUUUUCUCUUGUCAUUUAGGAAGUUCAGAAUGGAAGAUUAUUUCGGCUUCUUGCAAAAUUGGGAACAAUCAAUGAGAGGCCAGAGUAAGGAAUUCAGCAUUUUCUGCAUCAGUGUGUUAUAAAGAGGCAUCACAAAGAGUCUUGAAUGUUCACGCAUGAUGAUGGACUUGCAAAGUAUAGAAGCCUCUGAAAGAUGGGCUAGGUUACUUUGGUCAGUUUGGUAGCACACUGUCCAGAACUUCUUUGUAUGUGAAUAUGUGUUUACCACUCACUUUUCAGUUGGAUAAUAGAUCCUGGUUUGAGGCUUGUCUGAAGAUAGAGAAUUAUUAGUGCAAGGUGAUGUUUCAUAAGUUGCAAGAUUUCAAACAAUUUUAAAACUCCAAACUAUUGGUGCAUUCUUGGGAAGGUAUUUCAGUUUUUUCUCCCAACAGCAGCAAAUACUCUCCAAGUGCAUACAGUUGCUACAGUGCCAACUCUGGAGACUGGGAACAGUAAUUGAUAAUUGUAAAGAUUGCAUUCUCCUGGACACUGUAAGUCUGACCUCAAUGACUAAUGAUGCCAAAUGUAACCUUAAGCAAUAGAUUAUUUCAUCCAGAGCAUUAGGAACUGGUAGGGAUUCCCCCCGCUUAAAAACCUUAUUAACCUGGUUUUCAAAAUCAGCUAAAUUAGGAUAUCAGGAAAGAGAUGUGCAGCAUAGUUGCUUAAGAUGCUUUUAGCCCCAUGAAAAGUUUGUUUUUAAUUUUAAACUCUGGACUGAAGGGUGUAUCACACAUUCCUCCUUCUUAAAUUGUGGUGGGGAAUAACUUGCUACAAAGCAGAAACUUCUUCAGAAAACACUUAGUCUGAGAUGUUUAUGAACUUGUACUAAGAAACCCAAAACGCUCUGUUUUACAAUAGAUUUCAGAAGGACCCAACAUGGUCAGAAACUGGAGACAGAUACCUCCUGAAGCUGUUUAGGGAUCAUCUUUUUCAUCAGGUGACAGAAACGGGCACUCCUUGGAUAGACCUCAGUCACAUUAUCUCUUGUCUUAACAAGGUAAAUGAGUGACUGUAUUUUACGUUUAUUGCAGAUAAACUAUGUAACUAGUCUGUCUUUCCUCCUCCUGUUAUUUUUAAUUGGGCUGCAAGCAAGUUGUCUUAAAGCAGAUAUGGUUCUCAAAUUGGUCUUCAGCUGUGUGUGCAGGUGAGUUCACACGGUGUGCAUGGUGUCAGUGGUGCAAAUGAGUGCUUCAUUGGCUGCAUCAGAAGCAAUGGCUCAGACAGGACACUAAACCCUAGCUCUGUGGUACAGUGAUGCAUUGCAGGGAGUCUUGGACUUGCCUGCUCCCCUCUUCAUCUGUGUUUUAAAACUAACUGGCUCUACAUCUGUCAAGGACAAAUUGUUUGUAGUUUAAACUGUGGUUUAUUGAAAUAUGCCAGGAUCAAACCAUAGUUUCUGACCAUGAAUUGUUUCCAUAAAAACCGUAGUUUAAACCUACCGGUUUGUUUUUGUCAGAUGUGACAAACUGUGCUCAGCUUAAAAAGCAAAUUCUUCCAGUUUGGUGGCUGCACUGGAGGAGGAGAAAGGAGGAAGGGGAGCACGAGCUCAAAGGUAAACCAGGCUUUCCCCUGUUGUGCUUGCUAAACCAGGCAUCCCCAAACUCGGCCUUCCAGAUGUUUUUGGGACUACAACUCCCAUCAUCCCUUACCACUAGUCCUGUUAGCUAGGGAUGAUGGGAGUUGUAGUCCCAAAACAUCUGGAGUUUGGCCUAGUUUGGGGGUGCCUGUGCUAAAUUGUGGUUUAGCUUUACAUCUGAACCCUGGCCUCUCUUGUACAUAUUCAGUGAAAAUUCUAUUGUUGUGUCUAGUUCAAAACGGUUGACCUCUUACCAUUAAAUUUAGAAGCUGAUAGGGAUCUCUUUGUUCAAUUUAGACUUUAAGGAACAAAAUGCCUAAUGCACUUAGACUAGACCAAUCCCUAUCUUUUCCCAGUCCUCUUGCCCUAAAGCUAUUUGUUGUGUUGUGUGAUUUAUGAAUGAUUGCCUGUUUUACUAUUCCCACUUGUCGUGUAAUCCCUGCAUAUGGAAAGCUACUACACGCUGAACGAUUUUGAGGGUCCUUUCAGAGAAUUCUAUAGUUUUAACUGUGCACUGUGUGACAAAGUACUUUCUUUUGUCCUGAAUCUUUCAUUGGAUGGCCCUGGGAUCUAGUAUUAUGAGGGGGAGAAAAACAUCUCCAUCCAUUCCCCGCCUCACACACAUAAUUUUAUACAGCUCUAUCAUAGGGACACGGGACUAUCUAGGGACACGGGUGGUGCUGUGGGUUAAACCACAGAGCCUAGGACUUGCUGGUCAGAAGGUUGGCGGUUCGAAUCCCCGCGAUGGAGUGAGCUCCCGUUGUUCGGUCCCAGCUCCUGCCAACCUAGCAGUUCAAAAGCACGUCAAAGUACAAAUAGGUACCGCUCCGACAGGAAGGUAAACAGCGUUUCCGUGCACUGCUCUGGUUCACCAGAAGUGGCUUAGUCAUGCUGGCCACAUGACCCAGAAGCUGUCUGUGGACAAACGCCAGCUCCCUCGGCCAAUAAAGCAAGAUGAGCGCCGCAACCCCAGAGUCGGUCACGACUGGACCUAAUAGUCAGGGGUCCCUUUACCUUUACCUAUCAUAACCCCUCCUUACUUACUCCCCGCCCCCCACCAAUAAAAAGCUCCAAAUAUUGCAACCUUUCCUCAUAGGGGAGUUGCUCCAGCCCCUUGAUGGUUUUUGUAUACUUUUUGAGGUUUGGUGACCAUUAUUACACAUCAUUGAAAUUGCAGGUAUGCCAUAGAUCUGGAUAAUGGCUUUAUGACAUGGGCAGCUUUAUUUUCAAUCCCUUCCCUAGCAAUCCCUAAUUUACCCUUUUCACAGCUGUCACAUCCUGGGUCGAUAUUUUUAUUGAGCUGCCCACCCCUGCCCCCACCACAUUUCCUUCUUGUGCUGCCUCAGAGGGGUUCCCAGCCUCCUGGAGCAGAUUUUUAGAGGGCACCCGAGGCUGCAAGGAGACGUUGGUCAGAGUUGCAGGCAGAACUCUAUAUUCAGGAUGCUCCCACCACGUGAGCACACCCAGGAUCCCAGCCAAAACCAUUAGUUUUGUGAAUAUGCUAUCAAGUCCUACUAUGUGAAUAUAAAUGGAAGUUUUCUGCCCUUUGAUUUCAGCUAGAUGCUGGUGUGCCAGAAAAAAUAAGCCUCAUUUCCAGAGAUGAGAAGAGUGUACUUGUGGUGACGUAUAGUGACCUAAAACGCUGCUUUGAAAAUACUUUUCAAGAACUGAUUGCAGCCGCGAACGGCCAGUUGUAGUACUUGCUGAAAGCAUGCAGGACGUUGCUGAAGAACAUAACUAAUAGCAAAUUGCACUACAGCUGAUUGUCGUCAUCUCAUUUCACAUUUUGGGAAACAAAACAGCAGGAGAUGUUGCACUUCAGUCAGGUACACUGUUACUUGAAGGGAAGAAUGUUUUUGCUUACCCUUGAGCUCUGGCUGCCAUUGGAGGCUUUAUCUGUGAAGAAUUUAUUUUAAAAUAAGGAACGCAUCAGGAGUAUGAUGUUCCUGCUUUUAUUUUUUCCACUCGUAUAUGCACUAAUUUUAAUUUUUUAAAGACUUUUCUGAUCUCUGAUGUUUUGCCACAUUGGAUACUUACUAAGGGAAUCUCUUUGCAAGGACAUUUCUGGGAUUUUUAUUUUAUUUUUUGCCACUGAAUAUACUGCGGAAUUUAUUUGUUUUGAUAUUAUUUGCACCCCAGAAUACUAUAAAGGACCAGGUGAAUAAUUUCAUAGAAAUUGUGUUCUGUAAAUUUACAGUGUAGCUUGUAACCUCUGUAAAACUGUGUCUUAUGCCACCCACUGUUAGGUUCACCAAUCAAAACCAGAAGAUGCAUAUUUUUUUAAAAAGGAAGAAAAAAAUCAAGUUGGGUAUUAUAGAAAUCUCACAUGUAAAAUCCCCUUUUAUUUGGCUGAAGCUUUGUCUAAGCAAAGCAGCACCAUUUUGAGAUCUGUAACUUUGAGAGCAUAUCCCAGUUGCUCUAAACACAACCAGCGCCUUUUAAAUAAAAUACCUGUUUGUAUAUUUUACUGCUAGUCAGAUGCAUUCACAUUUAUGCAAUUUUUAAUAGAAUUUUUAAAAGGAAUUGUGUUACAGACCUGAGGAUUCGGGAGUUUAUUCAUUUAAUUUACUUAUGGUAUCCUUUUUUUGUAUAAAGUUUUGUUCUUUGAACCACAGCUUUAUUAUGGUACUUUACACUGGAUACAGAUACAAAGACACUGUUUGGAAGAUUAACUACACACAGCAGUUGUCUGGCAUCAAGAGCUUUUCAAGUUUUAUAGCCUGAUUCUGGAAGAAUGGUGGUCUGCUGUGCCUUUGCAGUCACUGCUUAGCCCAAAGUAAUAUUACUUUUGAUAAUACUCAACACAUGAAUAUUCAGUCUUCAAGCCUGGGAUUUCUUUCCCCGCAAUUAACUUUCUGAUAUUGGACCUGCAUUUGUCCGCAAGCUUGGGUAUUCAAGGGAAUUUGUAGUGGAACACCUACACUUUGAUACUGAAGACUGCCAAAUACGUAUAAUUUCCCCCCUUUCUUAAAGCAGUAGUGAAGACUGUAUAUCUGCUUCCUUUUCCCAGCACUGAAUGUUUUAAUAGCACUGGGUGCUCACCAUGAAGACAAUGUGGAAACUCUCUCCAAAGGGUGUCAGGACAGACUCAAAGCACUUGCAACUGAUGUUACUGGCACCCAUUUUAUUAAUUCUCAAUAUUUGUAAUUUCAGGUGAAUUUUUAAUAAUUCUGUCCAGUUUUAUAAGCUUUAAUGAUGACACUCCUUUAGAUUUGCCUCAAGGAAAGCAGUGCUCUUCAGAAGGAAGGCUGUGGAAGACUAGGGACACCUGUUGCGCCUCUAAAUGAGAAAUUGCAGAGCCUGCGGUUUGGUAGCAUAAAUAAAAUCAGUUGUUUUAUCUGGAAAAAAAUUUAAACGGAGCAUAAUGUUUAAUAUUGAGAAGAUAACAGUUGCCACACUGUUGUUCUUUUUUUUAAUGUCCAAAGGAACAGGGACUUUGAGAUACGAACCUGGCAACCAGUCUUUUAUCAUUCGCUCAUGUAUAUGAGGAAGAGCAGCUGUCUUUUUAUAUGUUUUUGAAAAAUCAUAUUGUAAUUCUUUUGUACAAAAAGUAGUACUUGUAUUCUAGAAGAAAUAUUGAAUGCUUAAUUUAUAUGCGGGCUGAGGCUUUUUCUUUUCUUUUCCCCACUGUUGUUUUCUUUGAAAAUGAAAGGGAUCAUCUCUUCAGUUGCGGGAACUGGGAACCUUUGACAGAUUAUUUUGUGGACCAAUAUUUUGGGGAAAGCAAAAGCAAGGGGGGGGGUGUUUGUAAUGCAGGGCCUUCAGUCUCAUCCUUGCUGUACCAACAAGCCCACCUCUGAAACGGCAAGUUGCAUUUUGCUUAUUUGUCUCAUUCUGUAAGUGUACAUUGCUUUAGCCCCAGUAAUCUCAGGACUUGGUUUAAGGUUAAAAAAAUAAUAAUAAUUUUGAAAAAGAGAGCAGAGAGCCAAUAAGUUUCCAUAAGUAAACGCCAUCCAAGAAAUUUCUGCUGUUGGGUAAUGCAUAGAACAAUGUGGAGUAUUGUUUGUUUUUAUUUGGUCUGUGUUUUGGAAUUUUCUGCUUUGGUGUUUUUUUGGGGGAGAGCCCUUCUACUCCAAUAUAAUUCCAUUUAGAAGGCUGUCCAGAAACUAGCAUGUUCCAUUCAUUGGAAGAGUUAUGUAUGUAAUCCCUAAAACAGCGCAGCAAUGUUUUUCUUAAACAAGGCAUACUUUUUUCAUGCGGGGAAAUGAUUCUGACCUUCCUAUCUCUACAGCUGAAAGCACAGAAAGGACAACCUUUUGAAAUCAUGUGAUGUUAGUCCAUUUAAAUUUUCUUACCUGUUCUUAGGUUGCUUGUUUGGGUUUUUGUUUUUGCUACACUGUAAAUACUUUAUUCGGGGUACAUAAUGUCUUUCUUUUCCUUCUAAUUUUCCCUUGUUCCAGUAAAGUUUUAGACGUGAACAGCUUCCCCUAAAAAGCACCAGUGUUACAUUCUGAUGUCAUGAUCCCACUCUGUGUUACCUUUUAAUCUUGUUUUUCAUUCUUUUCAUGUGUACAGCAGUAUUUUUAAUAAAGAAUACCAGAAAUAACACAGCCUUCUUUUGAGCAUGC
Messenger RNA from Podarcis lilfordi (Lilford's wall lizard), 58433 nucleotides. NCBI's taxonomy places the organism in Eukaryota, Metazoa, Chordata, Lepidosauria, Squamata, Lacertidae. The record is from the annotation of a GenBank genome assembly.